This is a messenger RNA of Podarcis lilfordi (Lilford's wall lizard), 54404 nucleotides long. The record is from the annotation of a GenBank genome assembly. Lineage: Eukaryota; Metazoa; Chordata; Lepidosauria; Squamata; Lacertidae.
UUUUGCCUGUCAGGAUGAGGCGGCUGAGGCGGCCCAGGGCCGGCGGCGGAGGCUGAGGCGGCGGCCCCUGUUGUGCUCGCUCCUCUCCCCUCGCCUGACUUAGCGGGCCCGGCCUCGGCGUGAGCUGGCUCAGCCAUGGCCCAGCCCGGGGCGGCGGCAGAAGAGUCGUCGACCGAAGGUGAGGAGGAGGACGAGGAGGGGAAGCCCGGGCGCGGCCUGCGAAGGCUUACCUGGGCCUGGGGGGUCGCGUGUGUGUCUGUGGGGGGCGGGCAGAUGGCGCUGGGGAUGCAGGCCAGGGAGGCUUGGAAGGGGGGCGGCGGAAGUGUAGCCCCACCCCCAGGGGGGGUCUCCCCUCUCCCCAAUAUCAAGCCUCUGACACCCCCUGUUCGUGCCCCCCCACUUUUAAAUUGUCACUUCCCUUACCUCCCCCCCCAGUGGUUUCUCCUUAGCAGUCUCCUCCCUCCACAUCAAAGGACUAUUUCACCCCCCCACCCAAUCUCGUGCUUUACUUUAUUCUUCUCUCCCCCCCCCGCACGCCAGUAAUGUGUCUCCUUCUCCUGCCCCACCACGACAGGCAUCCCCAUGCAACUCCUUCUUUUGCUUCCCUAACCCUUACUUCUCCCUCCCCCCUCCUCGCAGUGCUAUCUCCUUAUCAGUCUUCUCCCUGUCUCGUGCUUUAUUUUAUUUCUCUUUUAUCCUCCCCGCCCCGCAAUUUAUCUUUCUCCUGCCCCCCCACCCCACCGAAGGCAUCGCCUUGCAAUUACUUCUAUGCACCCCCCCCCCAGCCUACUGGUUUCUCCUUAACAGUUUCAUCCUAUCUUUAAGGACUGUUUCUCUCCCCCAUCUUGUGCUUUACUGGUUCUCUCUCUCUCUCUCUCCCACCCACACCCACACCUAUUAAUUUAUCAUUUUCCUGCCCCACCACUACAGGCAUCACCACCCCCAGCCUACUGGUUUCUACCCUCAGUAGUUACUCCCUUCAAUCCUCACCUCAAGCGCUUUGUGUUUUUCUGUCUUACUCCCCUCAUGACGAAUCUCCUGAGUUUGUAGCACCUUAAAAGAAUAACAUUUAUUGUGGCAUUAAUUUUUGUGGAUUGGAAAUCCAACAUUCAAAUUACAGUUAAAAUAAUUGCUGGUAAAAUAUUCCACCACCACCUUUUUGCAGCCAUAUACAACCCAUUCCUUUAGCCUACUAAGCCCUGUGCAAAAAUGAGUCCAAUGUUCCAUGCAACAAAAACUUCAAGCUUUCCCCCUUCUGCACAGUGGGCAGCCUCAGUUCCUUUUUCCUUCAGCUUCAUGCUGUUGGCAGUUGCACAUCCGCAGCCCUGGGUUAUCCCAUGUUUCUGAAGUUGUGGUUGACCUGUAAGCCUUUGGUGAAAUGAACAAGACAGAUCCAGUGGUCGAAUUCUUCUUGGAGAGUAAAGGUAAAGGGACCCCUUACCAUUAGGCCCAGUCGUGACCGACUCUGGGGUUGCGGCGCUCAUCUCACUUUAUUGGCCGACGGAGCCGGCGUACAGCUUCCGGGUCAUGUGGCCAGCAUGACUAAGCUGCUUCUGGCGAACCAGAGGAGCGCACGGAAACUCCGUUUACCUUCCCGCCGGAGCGGUACCUAUUUAUCUACUUGCAUUUUGACGUGCUUUCGAACUGCAACGAGAGUCAAAAGGCUCUGUAGGGUUGGGUUGUGGAGUUGAAUUUUGAGGGAGAAGUGUGAGUGUGAAGGAAGAGUGUGUGUGCGCAUGCGCACACAUGCAAGUCCCAUGUGGUAGCAGAAGUGCUCUUUCUGUACAAUGAAACAGCUGUUAUUUUAGCUGGUGUGACACUACUAUUGAAGUGUGCUAAUGGGAUUUACCUGGAUAAGGAUGUGCCCAACUUUUGAAAAUCAAAUUUUAUGUGGUGCUAUCAUAAGCUACAUCAGCUACAUAUUUUUACAUUAAAAUAAAAUUUAUAUUAUGCAUAAUACAAUACAAUACAACAUAUUUAUGUUACUUGCAUCUCCUUAGGAAAAAGUCAGGUAAUGAGGGGCAUGAUAGAGGUGCAUAAGAUUCUAUAUGAUGUGGAGAAAGUGGAUAGGCAGGCAUUUUUCUUCCUCUCUCUUGAUACUAGAGCCCUGGACUGUCCGAUGAAGCUGAAUGUUAGAAGAUUUAGGACAGACAAGGUGCUUCUUCACACAGCACACAUUUGAACUGUGGAAUUUGCUCCCAUAAUUCCGUUCAACAAGAUGUAGUGAUGGCCAGCAACUUGGAUGGCUUUAAAAGAGGAUUACACAAAUUAAUGGGGGAUAAGGAUAGAAUUAAUGUUCUGCCUCCACCUUUGAAGGCAGUGAAUACCAGUUGCUGGGAACCACAAGUGCUGGAGUGCUGUUGUGCUCAGGUCAUGUCUUAAGGCUUUCUGUAGGCAUCUGGCUGGCCACUGUCAGAACACAUGGGUUGAACCAGGUGGGCCUUUGACCUGAUCUAGCAAGUUUCUUCUUAUAUCCUUAUUCCACUUAUCCACUACUGCUGGGCUCUCAAAGAAGUUUGCAAUAAUUAACAGAAAAGUAAAACAGCUCUAAAACAAUAGAUUGUAAAACCAACAAAUCAGAUUAAACUAACAAUGCAAUAAAAGUUGUUGCUACUGUUCAGUAAAAAAAUUAAAAGGACUUCUGAAGCAGGAAGAUCUUAACAAUUGUUCUAAAACAAGGAGUGAAUUGGACAGGCCCAAAGGAUUGAGUUCCUAAAGAAGCUGAGCCAAAACAGAAAAACUACCACUUUACACAUCUCCACCACUGAAGACACAUAGAGCAGGGCUUCAUCUGCAGAUUUUUAGAAGAUGCAGGUGUGGGAGACAUAUUUGAUAAAGGACAAAUACUAUUUAAUGUUUUGAGUGUAAUUACUAGCACUUUAAAUUUGACAUGAAGGCAAAUGGGCAAUACAGUCCUACCUCGGAAGUCGAACGGAAUCCGUUCCAGGAGUCUGUUCGACUUCCAAAACAUUCGGAAACCAAAGCACAGCUUCUGAUUGGCUGCAGGAAGCUCCUGCAGCCAAUUGGAAUCCACAGAAGCUCCAUCAGACAUUUGGCUUCCAAAAAUAGCUCGCAAACCAGAACACUCACUUCCGGGUUUGCGGCGUUUGGGAACCAAAAUGUUCAAAAAUGAAGCUGUUUGAAAACCAAGGUACGUGUUCUUCCUUAAUAAUAGCUACAUAAUGUUCUCUCUGGCUACAAUGGUCAGGAGUUCAGCUGCUGCAUCCUGGAUCAUAGGUAAUUUCUUCACACCAUUCAAAUACAGCCCCAUGGUAGAGUAAACUGCAUUAAUCCUGAACAGUGACACAAUAGUCAGCAGUCUCUUCCCAAGAAAAGGGCGGAGCUAGCAAACAGUACCGAACACUUGGUACCUGAGAAUCAAGUAGCAACACAGAGUUUAGGGUUAUGUGACUGACAAUACCUGUCAUGGCAAUAUGGAUUUAUUUCUAUGAGACUGUUUACCCUACUCAUCUAAUAAUAUACAUCACAAAGUACCUCAUAACAGAAAAUGGUGCUUCCAUCAUAGGCAGGACAGUGUGAAGGACCACUUCAUCAGAUCUUAGGCAGUAGGCAGGCUGUUACAUGAUAACGUGGUCCUUCAGGUAUCCAGGACUCAAGCCACUUAGGGAUUUAAAAGGAAUUACUAACACUGUGAAACCUGUAAACAAAUUGGCAACCAGUGCAGCUGUUGCUGGAUAGGUAUCUUCUUCUUACUUGUAGCAGAGUAAAAUUGUCUUCCAUAAACACAGUUUUAACAAUGAGUCCAUAAGUGACUGUGGAGGCCAAUUCUGGACCCACACGUCCUUCCACAGUGGGGACAUUGGUUCCCGGGCAGGAGUUGAUCACGGUGUGGAUUUGCCAAGCAUGCCUUCCUCUUAGCACGUUUCUCCCUUGCGUUUUGAAUUUGAGUGUCUUCAAAGUCCACGACACCUUUGGUGAAGGCAGUUCUCCAACUGGAGUGCUCGCAGGCAAGUGUUUCCCAGUUGUAGUACAGUGGUGCCUCGCAAGACGUUCCGCGAGUGUCUUCGUCUAGCGGUUUUUUCGUCUUGCGAAGCAACCCUAUUAGCGGAUUAGCGCUAUUAGCGGUUUAGGGGCUAUUAAAGGCUUAUCGGCUUAGCGGAUUAGCUGCUAAAAGGCUAUUAGCGGCUUAGCGGCUUAGAAAAGGGGAGCGAAAACAUCUCAAGACUCGCAAGACAUUUUCGUCUUGCGAAGCAAGCCCAUAGGGAAAUUCGUCCUGAGAAGCAACUCAAAAACGGAAAACCCUUUCGUCUAGCGGGUUUUCCGUCUUGCGAGGCAUUCGUCUUGCGGGGCACCACUGUAUAAGUUUUUUAGAUUUGCCUUGAGACAGUCUUUAAACCUUUUUUGUUGACCACCAGCAUUACACUUUCCAUUUUUAAGUUUGGAAUAGAGUAGUUGCUUUGGAAGACGAUAAUCAGGCAUCCGCACAACAUGACCAGUCCAAUGAAGUUGAUGUUGGAGAAUCAUUGCUACAGUCUUCACCAUACUGGUGCCUAGUUUUGGACUAAAACUCCAUCCAUCCACAGCCAGCGCAUCCUGGAAAGCACCAGGCUGGAUAGGCUUGUGUAAUGUUAUCCCAUGGGCCCAUUAACAUCCUUCCAACCAUUUUCUGGAUCACUUAAAAUUUCCUAACACUCUUCAAAAGGAAACUCAUAUAGGGUGCAUUACAAUAAUACAUCCUGAAUGUAAUUAAAGGAUAUGUUACUGUCGCCAGAUCUGACAUUCUCACAAAUGAUGCAUACUAGCCUAAGACAGGCAAAGACCCUUUGGGCCAUCACUGCCCCCUGUAUAUCCAAAUACAAUAGUACCUCCAGAUGGUGAACCAGAUUCUUCAAGGGAAGUACUAUCCCAUCCCAAAUGGACUGCAUCUCUGUUCUGCAGUCUGUUCCCUUCUGAUCAGAAUCACCUCUGUCUUGUCUGGAAUAAGCUUCUGUUUAUUGGCCCUCACCUAGCCCGUUUAUACCAGAAUAUAAAGAUCCUUUAGGUAGUCUUUUCUUUGGAGCUUCUUAAUAUGCCUGCUCUACUCUCCCUCUUCACUAGCUAUGUAAAGAUUUGGGAAGCCUAUUUUCAGAGGGAUGAAUCUGGAAAAGUAAGUAUGUGGGAUGAAGAGAAAGGAUGUUAUUUGAACAUUACUGUUCCUAAGAACAGCAGAAUGUGAAGUAUUAUACUGGGGCUGAAAACAUAAUAUAUUCAGUUUAUGCCUCUAUUAAAACUCUGUUAGUAUGAGUCAUCUUUAGUACUGGCUGGUGAUCUGAAUAAAUAUAUACUGAACCAUUCACAAUAUGUUAAUGCAGAGAGGGAGUGUAAAAUGUAAGCUUGUACACUUGUGGCUCCAGCCUAAGACUUUUGAGUGAAUUUAUGUGGAACAAUGUAGAACUUGCAACUGGAAUGGUACACAUUGAAGGUCCCACUGAGGCAUCAGUUUGCAAGGUAACAUUCUCAGUUCUUCUUCUAUGAAAAGUAAAAAAAAAAAAAAAGCACAUCAGUGAUAACCUGCUGGUGUUGUAGGAAUUUUGUGGUAGGUCAAUGGUAGUCAUAGAUUUAUUCAAGAAGAGUGGCUCCUUUACCUCUAGUACACUAAUUAAAAGCCUAUGGAAUAUCUACCUAUGUAUAUAAAGAGCAGGGGCCAGAAAUGCUGCAAAGAAUUUAGUUGACAGGUUCAUGUAAGAAAUGUAUCACUAAGGUCAGGGAGUUCACUUGGAUGAACUAAAUCCAGUGAAGUGACUUAACAUACUGUUUUAGAAUUGAAAGAGGUACUGUAUUUAUCUGGGCAGGUAAUUAUGAUUAUUUGUGUUUGGAGAGGCAGUUAUAACAACUUCUGUAAGAAAACUUUUACUGAAGCUUCAUAAUAUUAACCUAGGACAUUCUGGGGGAACGUUAGUUUAAUCACUUCAUGAUUGACCAGUGGCAUGUUUUUUGGAGAACAAGAAACAAAGACUGGAUAAUUCUUUGUAGGGGAAUGGAUGCAGUUAAGCAAAUAUCUUUAUAGACAGAGAAUUAGACUUGUUGAUCUUUACUUGUAGUGCAUUCUUAGCUGCCAAAUUAUAUUUUAUGCAGUACAUCAACCAAAUCUGAACUGAAAAGAAGAUUGAACCUUCAUUUUUGUUCAUUUGCAACAAGACCAGAACUGUUGUUCAAAAGCCUCUGUUGAAUGUUAACUGGAACAAAGUUUUUUUUUAUUGGUUUAGAAUAAGAAUUUGACAUUAUCACAUCCUUUAAAAAAUAUAUAUAUGAUUUUUAAAAUUUUCAGUGGCUGCAGUUGGAAUGACUCAUGAGGGCACAAAACUAUAUUUUAUCCCCCACUUUCCUCCAGUGAACUCAAUACUGCAUGCAUAGUUCUUUCCUCAACCUUUAUCCUUAUAAUAACCCUGGGAGGUAUGUUGGGCAGAGAGGUGGUGACAAACCACAAGGUCAUCCCCAUGAGUUUCACAGCUGAGUGUGGAUCUGAAUCUAGAUCUCCCCAUUUGUAGUCUGGCACUCUAGCCCAGGUGCAUGGAACCUGUUGCGCUCCAGAUGUUGUACUCAGCCCCAGCCAGCAGGAGUGGGGCUGGAUACAAGCAACAUUAUCUGAGUUGCUGGUAAGAGAUGCGUGAGGUUUCAACUACUGCCCAGCUUUGUAACUUCUUCAGCCUAAGUUUAUAAAAGUUACUCACUUGCCAGCCCACAUGUAUAGAUUAGUCAUUUCUGGCACAUGGGUGGCCUGAAAAGGUCGUAGGAAGAACCACAGUUUAAGAGUUUCCCUGCCUACUUGCCUGAAGGUGACACCACAGGUGGGUAGCUAUUUACGGGUCCUGGUAUACAGUGUUAGAUGGUAGUGGUGGCCGUGUAUAGGUCAUCUUACAAUGUGAAUUUUAUUUAUUUGAAACAUACUGAUAUCAUCCUUCAUUCUGUUUAGAGUUUUAGGGCAUUGUACAAUUUAUUUCAGGGUGGUGACUGUAAUUCAGACUUGCAGAUUAGGCUUGAGAAGGAUGCUUGCCCAGCAUCUGCUCUGGUCACCUAUCUCUUGUAUAUCACAGCAGCUGGUUGCACUAGUUCACAGAGAGCUGGACUUCAUGCAUAAUUUUCCCCAGAAUGUCAAAUGAUGGUGGGAUGGGGGCUGGUACCCUGCCACCAUUUGCAUGGGACCUGAUGGGUCCUGGUUCUGAGGCAAGCAAUUGCUCUCUGGCGUGCUUCUCCUGAAGGGAGGCCAGCACUCACAAAAUUGUUCCCUGCCAUCACCACCACCUGCUUUGGGUCAGUCCUGGCUUCAAGUGUCCCUGUUUUCUUUUCUUUUUUUUUAGAUGAUAUUUAUUGAAAAAAAUUUUAAAAUUACAGAAAAAGACAAAGCAGAGAAAGAAAAAAGAAAAAAGAAAAAGAAAACAAGCCACAUCCAACAAUACAAAUUCAAAAAACAAAAAUACACCACAAACAGAUAAAAAUAAAACCAUCAUUCUCAAAUCUUCAACUUUCAUUACCUUCUUUCUUUGACCUCCUCCUCCUCCCUUUUUUGUAUCCUAGUUAAUAAUUAUCGCAGCAAAUCCUUUCCAUAUUUCAUAAUAUUCUGUCAUUACAUUACCUUAAUCUAUUUUCAUCUUAUCUUAUAAAAACCUUAAAACUUAAAACUUAAAUCUUAUUUUUACCCACUUCUCAUAACCAUAAUAUUCUUGCCUAAUUCUUUAAACAUUUUUGCUAGAGCCAAGUAAUUUCGUUCCAACAUUUUUCUAACAGUCAUCAAUUUUAUAAAACAAUCCUAGUGAUAAAAAAUUGAAAUAGAAACAAUCCAAUCUUCAUCCAGCGUCCCUUCCUCCUGGUCCCGGGUUUUGUCAGUCCUUUUAUCCCAUCGAUCUAGCGCAUUAACCUGGUAACCUUAUAUCCGAGGCCCUUAAGUCUCUUCCAUGUCCCUUCCGCAGCUCUUCUUCAUAUUCACCUUUCACUCGUGGGAACUCCAGCUUGGUAAUGUUUUUGACCCUUUUCAUCAAAUCAGCCCCUUUUCCAUAGUCCAGACUAAACUCCAUGUGGUAUUUAAAAACAUGUUUCAGAAUCCCUCCAAAAUUCAGAGCCCCCACAGCUCCAAACAUUUCACGGCCCAUUGCCAGACUUGGAAAGUCCAAACAUCCCUGCAUAGGGGGGUCUAUCCAACCCCCCAUUUCCAAACCAGUCCAAACUUUAUCUUUCCAAAUCUGGCUUUUUCCAAGUUCAUUUGUCAAAUCCAAAAGCUCAUGUUCCUGCUGGGCCGCAGCUCCCUCCAUCUCUGGCGUCCAAGAUUCCGCAACAUCCUCUUCUCUCAUCUGUUCUGUCAGGGCACACUCUGAUUUAAUUCCUGGGUGGGCUCCAUAUAGUUUCCCACUGCCUGUUCAAAAUUCUGACCGCAUUAGUCAUCAAAUCCGUCUUCUCAGUUAACUGUUCCAGUAGGGCAUUUGUUUUACAGAGAGCACACAACAGAGCUUCUGAAUACAUUGUCCUACAAGGUCACAAGCCUAUUCCCACGAUUGUAAUCUGUGACAGCUGCAAGCUCCCUGGAAUUAGUUACAGUUUCCCAGUCUCCCUCUAGGGGGAAAACUUCUAUUUGUUCUUGCAACAAAGUUUCUUUUUUGAGAUAUUUUGUCAAUAUUUGUUCCUUUAAAAUGCGAAAGGAAACAGUGGAAUCACUAUGUUUCUCUUCUUUUAGCUAUCUGUUAGCUGUUUGUCUCUGGUCAAUGAGCUUCAAACGUCAGUCCUGACACCCCGCUCCAGAAUCAGGACGGUGGAAAGUUACUUUACUUUAAACUCACUUCUGCAGGUUUAAACAGUCCGAAAAAGAUCCCCCUUCUUCUCCUGCUGCCGAAGGGGGGUUCAAGAAUUUUAAAUGAUGAAAGCCAAUCCUUUAGAAGCGAUUUUCUGAGCUCUAGUUUACGUUGUCUUUGCUUUAUUCUGUCUACAAAGAAACGGAAGGCUGACUUCCUGUUUAGACCUUCCCGUUUCAGUACCAAAUUGAAGUAAAUUUUUAAGUCCAAUUCCUUUCUGCUCGCAAGUCCUUAUUUAAAGUCCAACUGUUUAAAGUUUAAGUACUCACGGGUACUUAUUUUAGAAACCAAAUUGUCCCAGGAAAAAGGCAGCGCUCUCCGGCAACGGCUAUGCGGCUUCGCUCCACGGAAAUAGCAGUUGACUCACAGCACUGCGCCACUUCCCCCUCUGCGCGCCGGAGCCCGGUAGUGGGUUCCUUUGCGGGUUGGGGGGGGCGCUAAGGGUGCCUGCCGAGUCCCAUGGUCACAGGCUUCAUCCGCCUGUGAUUUUUAAAAGGGUCCCCGCUUCGCCGUAGCGGAAAAGACCCGUUUCGCGCGGAGCUAGUCCCUCCAGUUCAGAGGGAGUCCACCAUUGCCGAUGGCGCCACCCCGGAAGUCUCCAAGCGUCCCUGUUUUCUCCCCAAGGUGAUUGGGGUAGCAGUGCAUGUAACACUACUAUAGCAGCAUGUUGGCUGAACUUCUUGUCUCUUUUCAAACUGAAACGAAGUGUUUCAUUUGAGUGAAUCACAGGAUUUAAUGUGUAUUCAGUUCGUUGUUCUUGUGAAGCAAUUAAGUGGAGAAAGUUAAAUGAAUGCAGUUUAUGUGAAGUUGCUUGUUAUGACUGAUUGGAGCUUCAUAGAUUUAUUGUGUUUGUGAUUCAGAAAUUUUUGUGGGCCUUGCUGGCCAACCAAAAAUUUGUAGUCGCUAGCAACCUGCUCUCUCCCAAAGGAAAGGAUUGUGUCCCUGGCUUAGUGCUAUGUCCCUAUAUACAAUGUCAAGGGCAAUCUUCUAUUCUCUUCCUCAACUCCAAACUUGGACCUGGAUAGCAGGGUGAGGUAAGGAUUGCUCCUACAGUUACAUUGCUCUUCCAAAGUAUUUGGAAAAGCAGCAGCAACACAAGCCCCCUUCUCCCUUCUUCAGGGAGUAAGUCUGCAGUAUAUCAGUUUGUUGCUGCACUUCUAAGGUGCUUGGAAUGCUUUUGAAAUGCAGUGCCAAAACUGUCCACAGUCCUUCUCCUGAUCCUUGAGGUGUGGGGUGGGGAAUCAUUCCCACAGUUGCACUGGGUUUUUUUAAAGGAUUUUUGCAGCUAUUAUAAUGACUAUCCUACUUUCUACCUCUGAGAUUGGCUUGCCCCAUUUGUGUUUCAUUUCCCCAAAUCUGUUUCUGUAGUUUAGAGGUCAAUGUGUAUCUUCAUGUAGCCAAAAUGGCACUAUCUAUGCACAAGAGAGAAAUAUUAACAGACUUUAGGGAAACCUCAAUGUUUGCAAAAGUACCAAAAAGAAGAAGAAUAAAAGUGCUAAGGGGUGUUUUGUUGUUGUUGCCAAAACAGUUUAGUAGGAACUGAGUGUGGCAGUGGACUGCUGACAGACUGUUGGGAGAGAAAAGGAAAAACCAGGUGAGAAAGAAGAUGAAAUGGAGUAUCAUGGAUGAGGGCAUGGCUGGGUGGAUGGAUGGAACAAGAGCAUUCCACCUUGCAGUAUUUUCUAGCUUUCUGACAUUUUGGGUGCCUACAAGGAUUUUUGCAAUGCUGGAAAGCAAUAGCCAAAGAAUAAAAGUGAAAUAUGCAGCAGAUCUUUUUGUCUUAUAAUUGCUUUCAUAGCAAAAGCAACUUCUUUAUCGGAAAAUGUGGAUUUUGUUCUUAUCAUCUCCUGAAGAAGAAGAGCAACAUUUUUGUCCAACGGCCUGUCCAGCUACUAAUUUUGUAUGUUCUUUGCUUACUUCAGGAUAUCUUCAGGGUGCUGUGCAAAAGCAGUAGUGAAUUCCCUGGGUGUACUGUAGCCUUUAUGUAAAAGCUUUAUCAUUCUCUAUAAUUACUAGGGGGUAUGGCUGGUUCAUCCAUGAGGCAAGGUGAGGCGACUGCUUCGGUUGGCAGGAUCCUCUGGGGCAGCAGAUCCUGAUGUUGAUUUUCUUUCCUCUCUUCUUUCUGAUGUAGAUCUUCCCUCACUCCUUCUUCCCUGGCAGGAAGUGGGGUACCAUUUUGGGAUCUGCUUUAGGUGCCAAAAUGUAUUGGGCCAGCCCUGCUUGGGGGGGAAACAAUGUAUUCUAUAUUAUUAUGAGCUGGUGAUUCUAAGACCCACCCUCACAAGUUCUGUAGUUAUCUCUUCCUGCUGUUGCUGCUGUCCAGUUAUUUGUAAUGUGACUGGGUGUUUUAAGAGAGAAAAAAAUCAGAUCUUCCACCCCCUCAACCACACUCCUCUGCUUGCUCUCCAGCAUCUCUCCCAUGCACUGAGAAGCUUGGGCAGAAAUGGAAGGGGCUCCGUUUCUCCUGCCGCUUUGCUGAAGAGCCGCUGCGCAGAGAGGGAGAGAAUAUUUUUUUUCUUGUUAUCCUCCUCUAAAACUAGGUGCGUCUUAUGGUUGGGUGCAUCUUAUAGAGCGAAAAAUACGGUAGCCAUUACUACAGGUGAUCUUAUAUUCCUCUAAAUAGAGGAAUGUUUCUGAAGGAUGAUUUUGCUGUUCUCUUUGUGCAAUUGCCUAUACAUUUUGCGCAGUUGCUUAUACAUCAUGGUGAUAGUGGGGAUAAAGUAGAGUUAAAGAAAACCAUGUAUAUAGUGUGUUCCUGUUUUUGCUAGGAAAUAAUGGACAAAGAUCAGAGUCUUAAUGAUGGAUUCACAGGAUUUCCAGCCAAAGGUUUUCUAUGUACUGGGAAAAGUGAAAAAAGGAAGCCUGCCCCUCUCUAGUUGAGUGCAAUUUUCCACCAUGCCUCCAUAGAUGAUUACUGUAUGUGAGCAGUUUGAUUAGUACUAAGCAACUGCAUGGUGGAUGUGUGUAACAGUGAUAUAGAUCAGUUUUAGAAACUGAGAUAUGAAAGCUAAAAUGGCACCUUAAACCCAGGUUGUGGGCACAACAAUGAAAUGUCUAGGCGUGCUUUUUUAUAACAAAAAUACAAAGCUGAAAAUGAAUGAACUGCAGCUCUCUGCAGUUUUAAUCUGAAAUCUUAGGCACAGUACUGCGCUCAGAGCUCAGAAACUGCUCGUGCUAAUGAAAUUCCCUGUUGCAAAACGCACCUGGAACAAUGGGAGUUUUGAACAAUGAUAUAGAUAGUACGACUUCAGUGCAAAGAAGAGAGCAGGAUGAUUCUUGCAUACAUCAGGACUUUCAACAGCUCUACUGAGUCGUCCCGGAAGCUAUCAAAGCAACUUCAGGAAUGUCAAAAGCAGCUCCUGAUGUGAUACAUGGGGUCAAAUGUAUGCUCAUUUGUCCCUGGGCUUACUGGAUUUGGGCUGACAUGUUGGAUGAGGCAGCAUGGAAGCCUUAGCAGCUGCAAAAUAGUUUGAUAGGCCAUGAAACUCAUUUGGGAAGGCACUUGGACAAGUCAUUUUCCUGUUACCAUAACCUACCUUUCAGAGCUGGUAUGAAAAUAAAAUGCUGCUCUGAUGUUUGGAUGUUAAAUGUGGUCUGCACAUUUAAAUAAUAAUACAGUAUGGUAAACAUUCAAAUGGAAAUAAACUGUGCUAUAUCCAACUCUAAUUGGAGUAGUCCCACUGAAGUUGAUACACCUAAGUUAGUCAUGUCCAUUAAUUAAAAUGGGUCUCCUCUGAGUAGGACUGACAAUGGAUGCAACUCCUUUCAGCCAUGGAAAGUCCAGAUCUUCACAUAAGACGGCACAUGACAAAGACUGAGAUAAAUACUGUUGAAUCUUUGGUUUAGCAGACUUGCUUCUUCCUUCUUCCUCUGUUGUUGAUGAUGACUUUGCAGCUGGGGUAUGCAUUUUUUGUCCUCAAGAAGUGACAAUUUCCCCACAGUGAGAAACACCAUGUAUUUUUUCACUCCUGUAGUUUUAGUCUUUAGCCUCUUGGUUUUCAUAAUAUGGUGCUUGAAGGGUACUGUACUUUGCUGGUAUCAGCCAGUUACUUUGGGCAGUGGACAAGCUCUAUUCAGCCUUGCAGUGGCAAAUACAGACAUUUGGGGUCUGUAACUUGAAAGGUUUGUCAUCUUGACAACCUUCUUUCAAACAAAUAUGUGGGAGGGAGGUGGGGCUGCUCAUAUUAAUCCCUAGAUUCCAGUAACCUAUGGAAACAUGUUUAUCUCUAAGAAAGUGCAUCUUUUUCCAAAGCUAUCAGGUGUUCAAGGACAAUGACAACAUCAUUCUCUUAAGAAUUUAAUGAAGUUAGAGCUGAUGCUCAUAGGGUUCCAAACUGAAAGGAAAGGCUAUUAGUUUUAAAGUGCAAGGUUCUGAUCUGUUGAUUUCUCUUCUGUGCCAAGGAAAUAUAAAAUUCAUGUGUGGAAUGAAUUGUUUCAGUUAAGUGGUUCUGUAUGGUGUAGUUUCAAAAAAUCACCACUAAGUUUUUAAUUUGUUUGACAAAAGCAGGAAGGAAACAUAGAGAGAUCAGGAACAGUUUGGCUGUAGAGAUAGGAAGGAAAUGCAGAAAACUGAAGAUCCAGCAAAAAUCUUUGUUUCUUUAGGAUCCUCUUCAAAUCUGUGAAUUUUAACAUAGACUGGAUAGAAUUUACAGUUUUUAGUUCAUAACCAGGAGCAGAUUGGUAAACACAAACCCUGAAACAUUCUCCCUUCUCCUACUGAGUGAUUUAGCCUCAGUGGUUAUAAGUUGGAAAUACCACAUCUUGCUCUUGAACACUUCUUAUGCGAAAGUCAUUUGUAAGAAACCCUUGGUUUGCCUUGUGACUGGAUCCAGUUGAGCAAGUAUCAAGUUCUUCCUUUGGAUAAAAAGCAUUGAAUAACCAGAUUGUUGAUCCCUGGAUAAGAAGCUUGCCCCUUUCUCCUGAAACUAAUUUUACUUGUUUUUUAUCAUAUUAUUGCACUGCCAAAUAUAAAGUUGUCUUAUGAAAGCCCCUAUGCAGGUUAGUUAGCUGUUUGUAAUAUGUUUAAGAUAAUUGUGAUAACUGUUGUCCCGUGGCUGUUAUUUUAAAAGAAAGCCAGUACCCUAUACAUGUAUUUUUCUUCAGGAGAACCCAUAAAUAUACUUUGUAAGGCAGUAUGACCCUUGUUUUUUGCUUAUCUAUUAUUAGUUUGCCUAAUGACCCAGGACAGCAUAAUACAAUUUGUACUGGCACACAUGAAGCAAAGCAUUCUUGUACUUAAACAAAAAACCAAAGAUUCUCUACAUUGAUGUAAAAGUUGGCUAGAAAGCAGUUUGUGGCUUUCUAGGUCUCUGCUCAUCAUAAUAUUGUUAGUAUAACCUCAUUUUCAACUUUAUUUCUCCCACUGUGAUUUAAGAGAGGAACAAAGACAGUUGUGCUGUUGAAAUAACGAGAGAUCAUAUUCUACUAUCUUCAUAUGCUUGCAAGCUGCUGCAUUAUAGCUUGUGAUAGUUUGUAACCUCUGCUCACUGGGCAAGUUGACUGCCCUGGAUCUCUUGCAAAAUACCAGGUAGCUACUAGUGAUCAGGAAAUGUAAGUGAGUAGCCAGUAAGAGAAGUUUUACUAUGCUUCUAGGUUUGCCUGUGUCUAUUGCAGGUCUGGGGGGGCAAGCAGCUCUUACUCAUUCCCUUGGGAACAAAUGGUGCUAUAAUAAAAUACAGAACUGGGAAGCUGCCAGCUACAUAGGGGCAUUCAUGACAUAAUGGAAUAUCUGAAAAUAUUUGACUGUGGUCAGAAAAGAAGUCAACUGAUGGGCAUGCCAACCCCAGCCUAUAUGAAUCUUGACACCUUGCAAAAUUGGAUGAGGGGAGAAUACUACACACCCUUCUCAUAGUAGCAGAAUGGCCCCUUUGUGGUCAAAGGUGUUGGGCGAUAUGCGUGUGAAGAGAUUUACCAAAGAUUUCUACCCCCACUCCCUUUAAAGCCUAUACAUAGAAAAAAUGAAUAUUCAUAGUAAAUGUGUCUAAAUUGUGUUGGACAACCCAUUUUUUAACGAUUCAUUUAUUUUAUAUUAUCUGGUUUAAAAAUGUGCUAUCCUAUUUGGUUUCUGUGCUUGAUGCACAGUUUAGCUCAUUCUCAUUUCUGUGUUUUAAAAUUUCUGAAGUGCUGUCUUUGAGCAAAAAGUGUUCUUUCUGUGUCUCAUCCAGCCUCACAACAAUCCUGUUUGCCUGGCUGCAAAUUCAGUCUGUCAAGUCAUCGGAAACCCAAUAAAGCAAGCACCUAUUGUUCCCAUGGAACUGAGGCCAUGGGAUACUUGCUUAAAGUUGUCCUUAAAUAUAUAUGAGUAAAACUCUUAUUACAAAGAGUAUGCAUCCCAUAGUGGGGUUUUUUUUUUUGCUAAUGGAAGCAGUUCCACAUUUGCAAGGCAGGGCCCUUGAUUUUUGCCCAGCUCACCCCCCUGCCCCACCCCUCGUGCCUCUCAAAACUUCUUUUGAGGUCUGGGGUACCCUCUGGAACAGUAUGGGAAAUGACAUAGAGAGCUGCAAUUGGGAACAAGACUGCUAACUCUGUUGAUGGUUAUGUAGCUUGUUUUGCUGCCUGUAAGAAGGACAAAGCAGUUUAGUAAUUUAUCCAAAGGGAACCUCAUGACAGGUAUGUAAGCUGUUUCUGAUUUUAAGGUUAGUACUUCCACACACACCCAUGUUGUCCCCCCUGAAUAUUUUAUUUGACCUUAACUGGAUUGUUACUGAUGCAUAGACAACCCCCUUCCCACCUACUUGCUUAUAGACUAACCCAGUACAGUGGAACCUCGUGUUACGUACUGUCCUCCUUGCGAAUGCUUCGAGUUACAAGCUCCGCUAACCCGGAAGUAGAGGCUCCUGGAUACGAACUUUGCCCCAGGAUGCGAGCGGAAAUCGCACGCUGGCAGCACGGCAGCAGCUGGAGGCGCUAUUAGUGAAAGUGCGCCUCAUGUUACGAGCGGUUUCGGCUUACAAAUGGACCUCCAGAACGAAUUAAGUUCAUAACCGGAGGUACCACUGUAUAAUAUAUACAGGUAGGCUGUGGAACUGUUUGGCAUUCAUGGAGCUGCUACAAAGUAAAUGGGUUGGUUGCUGAAGUUCUGAUCUUUCUAAGCAUGGGUGCUACCAGCUCCCUCACAGUCAUUUAAUACUACAUCAGUAACUGUCUCCUCUCGUCCCUCUGUAGGAUCCUUGUGUUCUGAGGAAUAGCUGUGCAUGUAUCAUAUAUGGGCCUUUGCUAUUGCCGUUGUCUUAGAAUAAGUGACCAGUCCCUGUAUGUGUUUUCUCCCUGCUUGGUAUAUGGUUAUGCAGUUGCAUUGGCCUGGUAUUAUAGAAGAAUACAGAAUCAAGGGGGGCAAAGGGGUCUGUUGUGGGAACAGGAAUGACACAGAAGCGCAUGUACAUUGCUGGAAGGCAAAGCAAUGCAAAGCAAAUUAUCUGGUAGCAAUUCACAUAUAAAACACACAAAGCAUUAUCCAGUUAAGUUGGCCUUGCUCUGAAUAUUCAUGUUUUUUUCUCCGAGUUAAAUCAGGCGAAGUCAAAUUGCUUCACCUCUAAACUGAAUGUUCAUACAGAGAUUAAUAUGAUUUCAUUCCAAAUCUUUAGUUAAUCUAGAUUAUUAUCCUUGUUAAUACAAGCCCUGAGGGACUUUCUUUCACCCAUUAACUGUUUUGAAAGAGACGACUCAAGUUACUGUAUGACUUAAAAAAUUUUUUAUUGCCUCCUACCCUAUGAAAACUACCCAAGACUGUUACACAAUUUAGAGCUAUGGUAGCAAAGAGAGAUUGACAAGAAAAGCAAUAUAGCUUCAUCAUCUCUUUGAAUGAUUAUGUGUGCAUAAAUCCUCAUAACUGAGAACCAAAAGGGUGAUGGGAGCAUAGCCCAUUUGAAAUCUGAAUUGUGGGUGAGAAUAUAUUCUUCUAGGCCUUGUGGGGGGGCAAGUCUAAUUUUUAUUAAGAAGAAAACUAAAUGAAACAGAAUCUUCCUGCUGUUAGAAAAUUUUCUCACUUAAUUUGUGGGCCAGUUUACAUAGGUAGCUGAGAUGGCAACUAGUUUAUAGUACAAACUUUGGAGAUGGUUGAGGGCUUCUCUUGCCUUCAUGCUGCUAGGGAAUCCUGACAGAGGAGAGCCAUUCUCACACAUGUCAGACAUGUGCUUCCUUUUAUCCUGAGGCUUUAAAGCGAUGAACAAGUUUUAUUUUUUGAUUAAACAUGCUUUGUGCUGCAAAUGCUGUGAGUUUUCCAGAAGCAAAUGCUGGCAGUUACUGGGCAAAAUUGUCUAUGAGAUGGAAAGCAAAUAAUCCAUUCUGUCUAUUUCAGUCAUAAAUAAAUAAUUUGAGGCAGAGGCACAAUACAGGGCUCCAGUAGGUAAAUGAUGUAAUUGAGGGGCAUGGGAUUAUCAUAGUGGUCCUAUUGCAUGAUCCCAAAGAGAUACAGGAUGGUAUCUUAUGGAUCAUACUGACUAUGAUGAUUUGAUAGCUCUAGGGCCUGGCAUACUUCAGUAAGGCUCAGCUGGGCAAAGGCAAGACUUGUUUAUCAGCUUUGGCAUAAAAUGGCCUGUAGAUCAAUACUUCUGGAAUGUUAUAUCUUUGGUUCCUGAUUUCAAAGUCACCCCGGACCUCUAAUCACCUUAAUAGGGUGAAGGCUCAAAACAUUUUAUGUGUGAAAGAUGUGCAUGAAGAUUGCAAACAAAAACUCAUUGGUUGCCUUGCAAUUGCCUGGAGGCCAUCUGUGUGGUGUGCUGCAAUACAUCUAUCAUCCUUCAAAUGUGGCAUAGAACUCAUUGUUUUGUAGCCAGCAUAGCUACUCUUCUGGACUAUUGUUUCAAUAGAUGGCUUUCACAGUCUUCAUUCAGAAUGUUUGGUCCAGCUACACUUAAGUUGUUCUGAACUUGUGAUGGCUUGUUUUGUUCUUGUUGCAUUCAGGAAAAAUGUCUGUAUUGUGAAUUUGGAAUCUGACUGUGCUCAAAAAUAAUUCUAUGGAUAAUUAGCUGUGCCUAAAUUCUGGAGUGGCCUUCAUGUACUUUGAAAAACUAGAAACUUUAGCAUAGUUGCCAUUGAAAUCUGGCCAGUUUCAAAUAUACUGGGUAUAGCUGACAUUAUCUAUCUAUAACAUCUGUUUCCCAGUUCUUUGCGUAUGUGAAAGACUUUUGUUUUCCCUCCUCCAACUAAGUUCACAAGUAGAGCAGUCCAAAUGAGGCAAAGGAGUAAAACCCCAGGACCAUGAAAUCCAGAUCUGUGCUGGGCUCAUGUCAACAGGAUGGAAGGUGGAGAGGAAAUGGUGUUUCUCCUAUUACUUUUCAUGCCUUUUUAAAAGUGUGGUUUUCCUUGUCCUCAGUCUUGGCCGGAACAAGUGUUCCUGCUCCAGGGACAGAGUAUAGCAUCUCUCAUCUAACCUGACCUGCUCUCAGAAAAUCUUCUUUAUGUCCUCUGUGUAGUGUCCACAGCUGCAAGGAGGAGCUUCAAGUAGGAGGCUGUCCCAAGGCCAUAGGAUUCUGCCCUAACAAAAGUUAGGCAGUCAGGCAAUUAUUUCCUCAUUCCUUCCAUCCUUGAAAGAAGUGGUAGUUGAGAUUUGGAUUCCAGGAGUGAGUGGGACAAGAAAGCAUGAGUGGAGAGUUCAUGAAUCUGAAAGAAUGGGAACUCAUGAAGCACCUUUACCAAAGCCCCUAACUCCCAAGAUUGAGUUGACCUAAAGACUCUUUAAAUCUGAAUUUUAUUUUGCUUUUCUAAUUAGGCACAAAUGCCGAGUAUGCUUAAACUAGAGCUGUGUCUAGCACUGAACUGCCUGAACUAAAUCUAGCUUUCAAAUAAGCAUUUUCUCAGUCUCUUCUUUCACCUACACUUUCUUAAUUGCUAAAUUAAUUGAAAAGCAUCACUCAGAACUUGUGGGAGGAAUGAAGUCUGUUUUUACUUCUCAUAGCACAGUUCAGAAAGUGUUUCAACAUACUUCAUUAUGCUUAACCAAUUUACAAGAAGACUGCUACUUAAAAAGAGCUCUUCUCUAGGUUAGGUUAGAGUAUGAGGAUUUUGGUUUGGGUUGUGAGCCAGUUCCCUUAUUUGCUGUUUAUCCUGGUGCUGGCACACAUCUUUAAGAUGUGGCAUAGUCAAAACUGGUUCUUGUGUUACUCAGCUGGCCAGUUGAGGGCCAGGAGAAUAAGAAAGGAAGUUGUCGUGUGUGUGGUGUGUGUGUUUCCUAGCCAAAAGUUAGACCAGAGAUGGGGAACCUAUAGCCCUCCAGGUGUCGGGUCAGAUUGACCAAUGAUAGGAAUCGGGAGUUGUCAUCCGGCCACAUCAGAUGGGUCACAGGUUCCUCAUCCAUGGGUUUGAGCAACAGUUUGGCUCCUGAACAGCUGUGAACAGAGUGAGUUGUAUACCAUGAAAUGCACUUCCUUUUAUACUCUCUCUUCUCCAGCCUCUUCAUAGCUUGUCUCCUUCCUGAGGUCAAUAUCUCCUCCAGAUUCCAUGUUAUGAGGGCUCAAGUAGAAUUUAAGACUUUGGGUGGUAAGAGAUGUUCUAUGCAAGGGGGGGGGGGAGAAAAAGGAAAAAGUAGUAAUAGUUAGGAAUUCUUGAAUUAGAACAGGUCAGCUGUCAGCCCUCCUGUUCCUCAAGUGUCAUCUGAGAGCUGCUGUUCCAUCUGUCUGCCUCAGUAGGAGAGGUUGGAAUCAGGGCUCAUUCUACCAUCUUUGCCAAAAGCCCAGCUCCAUCAGGUACCUGCUACCACUGAACCAUGCAAGCUGGUCAUUACAAGAACAACUAUUUAAGAAUGAGUGCCUGAGUUUGAUUUCUUUUCCUCGUUCCUUCCUUCCCCUCUUGUCUUGUGUGUUGUAUUUUUUAGACUAUAAACCUGUGGUCAGGGCCUGUCUUGUUUUAAUUAAUUGUAUGUAAGCCACUCUGGGAGCUUUCUUGGCUGAAGAGCAGGGUACAAAUGCUCCCAGUAAUAAGAAGUCUGCUUCAGAGAAACUGGUAUGACAAGCUUUUUUUGGACAUAAAAGCAAAGCAAAAUGAGAGAUACUGUGAAUUGUAGGAAAUAAGUUUUCCUAUGUAGCAUGAAUUUUGUGGGCCCCAUAGCAACCUCAUUCCAGUGCUUAGAAAGCAUCUUGUUCUGUGUCUCCUGUUUCAGUCAGAUGGUAUUGCAUUAGUGCCCUUGGCCUACCAAGCUUUGUUUACUAUAUACAUAGCCACUGUAAUUACAUAUGGAAGAUUGUAAUACAUUGAGGAAUUGUGAGAGUACAGCUGCACAAAUAUUAAGAUGGAAAAAUACAUAAAUAGUGACACCAAUUUUGUUUCAUAUUUCAGAUCGUUCAGAGAGGUUUGGGACAGUCCUCUGUUUCAAUAUGCAUGUCUGAUACUAUUUUGGCAGAACAGUUACUUAACUUUGGGAUGUUUUUUCCUAAGUCACUUUGACUUGAGAAUUCUCAUGUUCCCCAGCCUCUAGUUUAACCCUGAUAUUUCUGAGUGGCCCUAAGUAAGUCUCUUAAUCUCAGCUCCUUUAUACCUUGGGAACUGCAGGGGACCAGGAUGUCGAUAGAAAGAGUGUGGUGAUAAUGGUGUUUUUGUUUCUCCAUGAAUUGACUGAAAACCCAGAGAUAGCUGCUUGGAAUAUAAUAUAGUGCAUGGCAUGAUAGGGCCUAAAUGGGCAGUGCUGUGAUAUCUAAUCUGCCUGUAUCUCUGUCCCAAUUACGUAUGAAAAUUGCCUACCUGGCAAGGUUGUCUCUGGCCCCCAGCCCCCACAGGGUAUUUGAUGCCCAGAAGCAGGUGCCCAAGGGAAUCAGGCCCUCAGGUAAAAAAAGGUUGUCUGGUCUAAUUUAGAACAUAUCAAAAGAAAUUUGAGAGCAUGAUGCUUACAAUUAAUAUUAUCCUAUAGUAGCCUAAAGGUGGAUGGUGUUAGUACCUAGAAAUCCAUGUACACCAACUUUUAUACCAGACCCAAAAGACCCAGAAACCCCUCACAGUUCUGACAGGUACUCCCAUAUGAAGGCAUCUAGAACAAGGGGGUAUAGCAUGGCAGGUGGAAGCAGCCUUCUCCUGAUAGCAGCCACCUUCUCUCUGGUUGAUAGAGGCACCAUAGAGGAGAUACAGAGCUUUAAGGUUUAGAAGAUUGAAUAGAAUAGGUGUGCAGGUGCUUCUCUUCUUAAAGAUAGCAUGCAUGCUUGCUGUAUGAACUCAUUUCUGAAUUCCCCCCCUAUUAUAUAUGAAAUGGGUAUUUAAUACUUCAAGGUGCUUUAAGUGCAUUUGUUAAUUGAAAGUUUUACUGCAGGGUUUAGCAGGAGCCAAAGUGGUGCUCAGAAUAGAAACAGGAUACAAGCUGGUUAAUUUUUUGUGGUUAAUCUACUUGCCUAGUGUGACUUAGAACUUUUAAUAUUGGUUGGAAAGGUAUUAUUGUGAGGUGGAGGAGGGGUAGGCUGUACCUGGUAUCCUAAUUCCUGGAUCCAACAAGAAUUCAAUUGCUGGAAUAGCCAGGCAUGUUUCUUGGUAAUGACCUAAGCAUGGUUCUUUAAGGUAAAUGAAAGAAGUGGCUUUGUGCUAGAGGGUAAGUGGGUGGACCCCCCUCCCUCAGAUUUCUGGUAGUUAGAAAGACAAGGCUGUAGUUGAGAUGUGUGAGUUAGAAGCUAGAAGCAGGCUGCUAACUGGGCAGCUGAGAGACAAAGCCAUGCCUAAUUUCUGGUAGAAUCAAAUGCUGUGGCCAUGGGAGAAGCAAGACCCUCUUGGGGUGUUAAUACAGUGACCUUAAGUUGAUCAGCGGGUAAGAAAUUGUAGUAGUAGUAGUGGCAGUAGUGGUAGUAGUAGUAUUAAUAAUAAUUCUGUUAAUCUCUGUUAACACUUGAAAAUGUGCUGCUGCAGUUGUGGCAAUAUGUCCAACUAUGGUCAUGUUCAGUUUUGUUCACAGUUGGUGAACUAAGUUGGACCAUUAGCCCAGUACUGUCUCUUAUUGUGCUAGCAAAUCAAAUCAAAUCAAAUAUUUAUUUGUACAGUAUUUGACCAGCAUUAAAGAAGCAAAAUAAGAAGCAAAUAGAACACUUUAUUCAGAUAUGUAUACAGUGAUACCUCGGUUUAAGGACAGCCCUGUUUACGAACUAUUCAGUUUAUGAACUUUGCAAAACUGGAAGUAAUGUCUUGGUUUGCAAACUUUACCUUGGUCUAAGAACGGAAUCUGAACGGUGGAAGGGCACCGGCGGCAGGAGGCCUCAUUAGGGAAAGUGCACCUCGGUUUAAGAACAGUUCUGUUUAAGAACGGACUUCCGGAAUGGAUUAAGUUUGUAAACCGAGCUAUCGCUGUAGUAGGAUAGAAUAAAAUGGGCUUCAGUGUUUUACAGAGUAAUAGUAGCCAUGUCACAAACUCCACAGUGGAAAAUUACAGAAGUCAGUUCCUGGUGGGUUUUGCUUUCUGCAGCACAGUGCUUUGCCACACUGAGAGUGAUUGAUACAUUUUGAUCUGAGAGGUGCAAAAGGAUGUAAAAUGCACCUGAUCAUCCUGACAUAUCAUACGGUAACAGUUUUCCAGUGUCUCAGGCUGUAGUUUUCCCUAUCACCUUUUAAAAUGAAGUUAUUGUGGAUUGAACCCAGGACCUUCUGCAAAGCAUGUACUGUACCACUGAGCUAUGGCUCUUCCCUAAUGUAAGCGAAGAAGCAAAGGCAGCUUCUGUGUACAGGAUUACCACCCUGCAUAUUUUGUGCUUCAAAGUGAAGGCUUUGCAGUGGGUUAAGUAUUGAUUUGUCACAACAUGAUAACUAUAAAACAGGACAGGACACCCGCCCCCAAUUAUUUAUAUGCUGCCCAUCUGACUGUGUUGCCCCAGCCACUCACAUCAAACAUUAAAAACUUCGCUAUACAGGGCUGCCUUCAGGUGUCUUCCGAAAGUCAAAUAAUUGAUAAAAAUCAGAUAGGAUUCAUACUAACCUGUGCUGGUUCCUUCUAGUCCAGGGGAAGACAUGAGGGCUAGAGUUGGUGGUGCAGUCCAUAAGGGCAUCUGUUGCUUUAAAAAACACAAACUAGCAAACUAGCCCUACUGUUAGGUAGUGUGAGGCAGCUGCCACAGGCACCAGAUAUUGGGGGUGCAGAGAAUGGUAGUCAGAAGUUUGACGAUGUGUGUUCUGUGGCCUGCUCUACACCUCCAAAACUUACCUGUCACUUUCUGACAUACUGGAGGAUGCUGUUCAUGUCCUAUUGGUGAAACUAAGGUUCAUUUGCCAACCCAGAGACUAUUGACUGGUAGGGCACAUCUCGUCUUUUGCCUCAGGCAGUGAAAUGUCUUGUGCUAGCCCUGCAAACCAGUUAGUAUCUAAAGCAUUAAACUAGCCAAGGGCAAAGCUGUCAAUCUGGACAAACUCUUUAUGCUUUUUGCCAUGUUCCUUUCUGAAGAAUAAUUUGCCUUAGUGAGUAAGUGAUGAAAUGCAGCUCGUUUGAUUGUCGAGGUCAUGUGCCUUUUUUCUCCCCAUUGGCCCAUUUUUAGCUCUCCUUCAACGAGUAGCAGAACUGGAAAAAGUCAAUGCUGAAUUUCUACGCACGAAGCAGCACCGUGAGCAGGAAUUUAAUCAAAAGAGGGCAAAAUUUAAAGAGCUGUAUCUGGCUAAAGAAGGUAAUACUUAAAUUUACUGAAUGUAGAAAUUGUAGACAUUCAUGUGGUCUUUAGAGUAACUGAACAAAUAAGCUAUUUUAAUUUGGUGUCGUUUUUUCACAUUGUGAGUUUGAGGUUUCAACUACAUGCGUUGUUGUCUUGCAGAAUGUCACAACUGUGCACUCCAAAACGAGUCACUACCAGAAUAUGGGACGACACAGAACAUCACACCUUAAAAUGGGGAUAUAUAGUGCUUGCAUUCAUUGCUUCUGUCUCUUGAUGUGGGUAAAACCACCGGACACCUGUGGAUUAGGUUGAUGUAUCUAGUUACAUGUCUAGCUAUAUUUAGCUCAGCUUCUUUGUGCAAGUUUAGAGAACACCUCAGGAAGCGUCAACUGAUUGGAAAUGUUGGUGUCAUCCUGAAACCUCCAUGGGGAGCUGAUGAUCCCAUUUGUUUGGAUAGAAGUGCCAUGACUACUAAGGAAACGUAUUCAUUGUUUUUGUGUUGACUGUUGUAUCGCAGACUUCAAGACUGGAGACAAAGAAUGUCCUUGUUGGUAGUGAAAAGAGAGCUGGUAACUAAAAGAUCUGAGACCAGACUCAAACUUUGGUGGCUUUAUGAGUGAAAUACACCCUGGGCAUAUUGGUAGAAGUUUGGCAAGCUCCGGGUCACAGUACACAGACAGGUCUGACUCAUGCCCUUAUCAAAUUAGAUAGACUACUACUUAAAUUCCCAUGACUCCUAAAUAUGUGCCCUUAGAAAUUCCAAAGAAGCCUGAACCACUACAUUAAUGAUAAUCAUUGAUAUGUCUGGAAUUUUUUACUUGUAUAUUACUUUGGACUUCACUUUCCUAUACAGAUGGAAAGUUUGGGAAAGCUUUUACACCAGGGAUGGGGAACAUCCCCCCCAACGUGUUGAAAUCUCUCAGGGAAAGUGGGGAGCAUGUUCCCAAAGUGGGCAGGACCAACCCGCGCACCCCAUUCACACACCCUUCCCUUCCCUUCCUUCCCUUUCUCACUUUGGCUUCCCUGCUGUGUGGUGAGAAAUGGGAAGCCCUUUCUCAGUGCAGAGGUAAAAUGCUGCAAUCUGUUGAUGUAUGACGAAGCGGCAAAAUAGUACAAGUGAGGGGCAUGGCCUAAGGGGAAGGUGUGUGACAGGGGUGGGGAGACUUCAGACUGGUGGUAUUUACUUUAUUUUGUACUAGAACCCUAACCAAAGCCACCAAAGAAAAAUAUAUCAUUAGAUUUAAAGAGCAGGAUAUUAUGAACAUAUUCCGAGACUAGGCAUUUAUUUCUGUACAGGAAUCAGUACCAAUACCAGAACUGAAUGAGCUCAUAUUCCUUUCAUACCAAAGUCUGUUCCUAGUUAGCUUGCUCCAUUUCAUCAAUCUAAUUUACAUGGGAAAAUAUCGAUUUCUUGCUAUUGUUAAAACAAUUGUGCUUCAGAAUCUCCCCGUCUUGCCCGAUCUAUUGCAAAUCACCCAAUAAUCUAACAGUAGGUUUGAUCUACCUUCUGCCCAAGGGAGAGUGUUGCGGGACAGAUUAAGAGGCCUGGUGAGUCAGAUUAGGCCCAUGAACUGGAGGCUUCCCACGCCAGCUUUAUAUCACCAAUCCUAAAGGGAGAGAGGGAACUUGUAUGGCAGUGAUGUAAUGCAGAAGUUCUUGUACUAGGAAGUUCUGUUUCGUAGCCAAAGGAAUAAUUAUUUUUGUGAAAUAUAGCUGAGCAUAAGGUAAAUUUUCCCACUCCUAGCAUGGUAGAGGCAUAAGUAAGAUGCCAGUGAUCCUCUUGGUUAGAUGAAGCAGUAAACUAAGUGUAGAGUUUACAGACUCAUUUAUGCCUAAAAUGAGGAACAGCAGGAGUUCUGUCCCCUUGGCUUCACUUUGAACCUCUGCAUUAAUGUAUUGUGCUUUUAAGUGGAACUACUUUUCAUUUCAGAGGAUCUGAAGAGGCAAAAUGCAGUACUUCAGGCUGCUCAGGAUGAUCUGGAGCAACUGCGAGCGCAGCUUACGGAAGCCCAGGCUGAAAUGGAGAAUAUUAAAGCCAUUGCGACAGUAUCUGAAAAUACAAAGCAGGAAGCUAUUGAUGAAGUGAAGAGGCAAUGGCAGGAAGAGGUUGCUUCUCUGCAGGCUAUCAUGAAAGGUGGGACUGACGGAAAUGGGUGAAUUGCUAUCAAAAAAGUUUCAUAUUCAGUGAUAUCGCUGAUCCCCAAACCACUGCUUUAGUAGCACUGAAACCACAUGCUUGAGAUAUCUCUUGUAGAAACGAGAGUGUAUUAUUUGACGUUGGAAGGUUCACGUUGACAUUUGAGGUCAUUCUUCAGUAUGUUUUCUGGCUUUCUAUACUUUUUGCAGCCCCCAAACUCAUUUUGCAUUUAAUUAUACUGUACUUAGCAAAUUAUUGUCCUGUUUUUCUUAAAGUUUACUUCAAAUAGGUAAUAUAUAUAUAUAUAUAUGAAGACUCAAUCACAAGCAAGUUAGAAAUGGCAGAAAAGAGAUAGUCUUGUGUAUUUAACAAAACUAUGAAACAAUCAGCAGAAGGGAAAAAAUACAGCAGAAGUUAAAAGAAAUAAACAUUUGCCUUCCGAAUUCCUGAACUGUCACCUCCAUCUUUGUAGACCAGCCCUGGAUUUAAGAUUGGCAGGGAAGGCCAGUUUUUAAUUUGAUUUCCACUGCCCUCAGAGGUUUCAGGAAUGAUGACACACAUGAGAGGGUCUUCUCAGUGGGGGUCCCUACAGUUCCGAGACAUUUUUGAAUAGCAAGUGAGAAAUGUGCUAAAUAUAUAACAGUGUGACCUCUGAACCCUACUUGUUUGCUUGGGAAGUAUGUUCCUAAGGUGGAGAGGAUCCAUAGCUCUGUGGUAGAGCAUUGCUCUUCAUGCAGAAAGCCCAGGUUCAGUUUCUGGCUUCUCUGUGACUGGGGGUAGGCCAUCCUCAUCUUGAGGCUUUGGAGGACUGCUGCCACUCGGAGUAGAUGAACUGGGCAACUUUUGGCCCUCCAGAUCUUGCUGGAUCCUGACUGUCAGCUGUCUCAACCAGCAUGGUUGGCGCUCAGGCAUGAUGGAAGCUGUAGUCCAACAACAUCUGGAAGGUACCAGGCUCUGAACCCUUGCAGUAGGCAAUCCUGAGGUCAAUGGACCAGCAUUCUAUCUCUGUAUGAGGCAGCUGCAUACGUUGUUGAUUUCAGCAGGACAUCAAAUAAUCUGCUUAAGGAUCUCACUCUGAGACGUAUACCAGCCUUUUAAUGAGCUUGUCACCUAAAGAAGAUGUGGGGGAUUAAAGAAGUGAUGAGCAACUUGUUAUUGUUGUUGUUAUUAAACAGAAACUGUCAGUGACUAUGAACUCCAGUUUCAUCACAGGCUGGAGCAAGAGCGAGCUCAGUGGAACCAAUACCGAGAGAACGUGGAAAGGGAAAUAGUGGAUCUGAGAAGACGUCUUUCCGAAGGCCAAGAAGAGGAAAACCUGGAAAAUGAUAUGAAGAAGGUAAAUCAAAGCAUACUUCAACAUGUAGUACUGCCAGAUUUGUUUGGAAGCUGUUUGCCCAUUGUCUUUCUUCUUGAGAACUGGGAAAUAAAUAACAUAACUAGGAGUGUAUCCUCUUUUUGUCAUGACUAGUCAGCUUAGAAAAUAAAAGUAGGAAACAGAAGCUGGUAUGAACUAGAAAUGUUCUCUUUCUGCUUUGAAACUUGAAGCUGUGUGCCUGUGUUGAAUUAUUCCCACAAUAUUUAGGUUUGUAGCACAAACAUCUCUUUAAGUUAUUCUCCUUCCUCCCCUCUGUUCUCCCCCAACAUAAACUCCAUUCCUGCUAUUCUGCUUUCCCCUUGGUAUUUCCUGCUCAGGCACCCUGAGACAAGUAAGCAGGAGGAUGCGAUAGAGAUGUGGAGAAAAUGGAUAGAGAUAUUAUUUCACCCUCUCGUAAUAUUAAAACCUAGGAUCAUCCUGUGAAACUGAAGAUUUAAGACAAAUAAAAUGUAAUACUUCACACAGGUCAUAGUUACGCUACCACAAGAUGUGGUGGUGGCUGCUAUCUUAGUCGAUAAGUAAGAUGGCUGCUUACAGGGGGAUUAAACAAAUUCAUUGAGGAUGCAAAUCAGUGGCUACUAAUCAUGGUGAGACUAUACCACCUGUAGAAUUAGAGACAGCAUUCUCCGGUAUACUUGUUAUACUGGAACAGCAGCAGGAAAGGGCUAUUGCCCUCAGGUCCUGUUUUGUGCAGUUUCCAUAGGGAUCUGCUUUGCUGCUGUGGGAACCAGGAAUGUUGGACUAGACAGACCAAUGAAGGUGAACCUCCAGUCAUUCCCAUUUGGCCCCUGGUAUGGUUUGGCACAAACUACAGUCACCUGAUAUCAUGUGACUGUAGACAUGGGACAAGUAAACCUGUCCCUCCCCCACCUGUCAAAGUGGCAUGCAGGAGGUUGGGGAGGGAAAGGGUUCUGGAUCUGGCCCACUAAACAUUUGAUCCAAGGGCUCUUCUUAUAUUGACUUUUUCUUAAGCACAGGGCCAUAGACAGGAUAAUUAUGAUAAAAGGAGUAGGAGAGAAGCAUCCAUAUACUGUCCUGAUUUCAUUGGAGGAAGAGUGGGUAAACUCUAGCAUACUCAGUCGAAGUGUGGACACAACAUUGAGAGUCCAUGUCUGAGCAGCAGAUCGUCACAGAAACCUGUGUAUAAGCAGUACUUGUGAUCUGAAGAAGCAUAUAUGAAAGAUAGGCCUAGCAGCCAUAACUCAGUCUGGUCUCCAGUCAUAUAACCCAUGUGUUCAGAGGCUGUGAAUAUUUGACAACAGGUCAAUAGGGCACAGGUAUUGCUGCUCUUGUGAACCUCUGUUAGCCCAUGCCAAAAUGUGCCUCUUGGUUGCCUGACUCGAUCGGAAGCAGUGCUGCUGUGGGGUAGUGUGGGAGAUGGGCAAAUCUUAAUGAGGUGUAGCCCACCAGGAAAUUCUCUUGUGCAGGUCCUGUUUGUUUCAGUGGGACUUGUAUAGGGGAAUUCCUGGUGAAUUCUUCCUUGUACAAACAUCUUUUUUUUGUCUCCUUGUAUGCAUAUCCCUGUUGAUAUAAUUUGAAAAUGCAUGCUUUUGUGUGUGUUUUUAAAAAUAGAGCUGUUAUAAUGAGAUGCAUGUGAAAUUUUACGUAAAGUACUGAUGCACAUGUAGUUGUUUUUAAAUAAAUAUCUCAAUCUUUUGUCGCUGAGAAUUGGUGUUUUGUGAAAUGCAGGAAUCUGCUUCCCUUAAGUCAUAUUUCUAAUUUUACACACAAAGUGUGGUUAUAGUAAAACAUACUUAGUUUUUUGGACAGAAUGGGAGCCUUAAUGCUUAGGCUCCUCUGUGGACUAAAAAUGAUGGCAUUGAUUGAGGCAUUUAAGGAGUUGGAAGCUAUUUCCUGGAACGCAUCAUCUGCUUAAAAGGCAGUAACAUCUUGACUUUGUGUGUGUGUGUGAGAGAGAGAGAAUGAGAGAAAUUUGCAAUUGUGCAAUUAUGGCUACUAUGUGUAGUUACGUUCCUGACAUGACAUAAAUACUUGUAGAUAUUGGCUGACCUAACUGGCUGCUUUUUGGCUACUUAAAAUUAACUGGCAGGGGCUGAUACGUUCCUGUGUGUUGAUGUUACAGGUUUAAGGCAUGUUUGCAUAAUAAUGUCUUCAUUAUCAGCUGAGAGUGGAGGCAGAGGCAACCUGUGUCCCUCCAGAUGUUGUUGGGUUACAGUUCUCAUCAUCUUUAACCAUUGGUUGAAGCUGAUGAGAGCUGGAGUCCAACGGCAUCUGUAGGGCCAUUCAAGCAUGAAAGCAAUAGAAAGAUGGUAUCCCUGUCCCAACCUGAAAUAACUGCAGCAGGGUGCAGGAACCCCCUGUCCUGAUGUGAAAUGUUGGGCUGCGUGGAAAGCACGACAUAUUCAUAACUAUUUUGAAUUUUUAAUUCUGUUGAUGCCUCCCUUAGCCUUCAGUAAGUUAGGCUUAAAAAUAUAUAUAUAUUAAAAUGAUCUGGGCCAUGACUGUUGUCAGAGGACACAUUAACACAGAAGCCUUGUUUGAAGUUAAACAGGCCUGGUCAGUGUUUUUUCAUGGUAUCAUUUUAAUGUUCUAAGUGAAUUGUUGAACUUAGAAAACUUUGGCUGCUUGAUUCAGCAAGAGCUGCUAAUUUGAGGUCCACAGUUCUGUACUUGAGAGUAAGUCUCAUUGUGAGACGUGCUUCCCAGAAGACUAUGCAACAUAUAGCCAUCCUACACAAACAUGUUUGCUACUGAAAGGCUACAAAGUCUGAAACCUCUGAGCUCUGUGGCCCAUCUCAGUCUUCUGAGACAUUUGGGGCAUGUGGGUUGCAUAGGAGUAUUCCAAUUUGAGGCUGCAUUUCUGUUACAUUUCAAGCAAUAGAACAAUAAAUGAACCCUGGGCCAUUGUUUGUUUGUUACAUCGUUUAAUGUUGACUUCAGGCCCAAGAAGAUGCAGAGAAGCUUCGUUCAGUUGUGAUGCCCAUGGAAAAGGAGAUUGCAACUUUGAAAGACAAACUGACAGAGGCUGAAGAAAGGAUAAAGGAGCUGGAGGCUUCAAAGGUGGGUGAGGAAAAUGUCCAAAGAUCUUGUGUUUGUAAGAUUGCAAUGGGGUCAUCUGCCUUGAUACAGGAAACUAAUAUUUUUCAUAGACCGUGCUUCUCAAACAUCUUGAAGUGGGACCUGCCUGUGAACUUAAUAUUUCAAGCCCUGUUUUCCCCACUUGUCUUCAGCAGAGGAUUGUAGAAAAUCUUGUAUAGCAGGCAGAUCUUGAAAGAUAAGCAAGCAACAUGUGUUAUCUAAGUCUAAAGCUUCAGGCUCUAUCUUUCCACAGAUAGUGGUGGGGAAGGUAUUGUAGAGAUGUCAAAUUGAACAGGGCAGAGAUGGUUGUGUGGACUAGAGAACUACCAGUAUGUUCAUUUUGGGAUACAGAAAUCUUGUAUGUAUGUGGCCUUUGAGUUGGUGUCCUCUGUGUUCUGAACAACAAAGAAUACGUUCCAAGAUCUAUUUACUGUUCUUUGACUCUAGUUUUUCAUCUUGGCAAGUAUAUACACUCAUUGCAGAUUUGUUAGUUUCUAGCAUUUUCAGAUAGAUUUGAUUGACUUCGAUGCUAGUAAGUUCUAGUGAUUUACUAGCUUUCUAUUCAAAAUGACUAAUGAUAGUAUCUUUAAAUGCUGUUGAGCAUUUAAUGGCAAAUAACAGGAGCUUUGCAUUUACAAUGGUUGUGUGUGCCACCACAAAAACUUGAUGGCAACUAUAGAAUUGGAGUAAAGGACUCUCAGUGGAGUUUGUUAUUCCUAGAAAUGUGCUUGAAUUCACUAAGUGGCUAUUAACUUCAGUCUUUUAAGUACAGCAACUGAAGCCAACUGCAUGCAUUUCACCAUAAUCUUCCUCUGAUUGAUUAUAUACCUUUUUCAGGUUAAAGAACUGAAUCAUUAUUUGGAAGCUGAGAAAUCCUGCAGGACCGAUCUAGAAAUGUAUGUGGCUGUUCUGAACACUCAGAAAUCAGUUCUGCAGGAAGAUGCAGAGAAGCUGCGGAAAGAACUUCACGAAGGUGUGAAUUCUCCCCUUUGCUAAAAACAUAGGAGGUGGCAACAGUAGACCUGUGCUUUAGAUGAGGAGCGGGCAGCCAAGUGCUUGGGCUGAGCUGCAUGCCCACAUUGGCUUCCAGAGUCUUCCACUUACUUUCCGCACAGUGGUAUCAUACAGAGCGUGGUGCUGGGGAUCAUUAGAGUUUUAAUCACAGGGCAGUAAAAAAGGUGGGGAUUUGCAGGCAGGGCUUGUCCCAGACUCCAAUUCUGCAAUUAUUUUGCACAUAGUUAAACUAUGGAACUGUCUACCAUGGGAGGCUACCCACUUGGAUGGCUUUAAAACAAAUUCAUGGAGGAUACAGCUAUCAAUAACUACUAGCCAUGAUGGCUGGGCUCUGGCUCCACAGUUGGAGGCAGCAGUGCUUCUGAGUACCAGUUGCUGGAAAGCACAGGAAGAGGAGUGUGCUCUUAUGUUUGAGUUUCACUUGUGGAUUUUCCACAGGCAUCUGGUUGGCCACUGUGAAAACAGGAUGCUGGACUGGAUGGACCAUUGAUGCCAAGAAGCAAUGGGGAGGCAGGAGGUGGGCCCCUCCAAGCAUGUUAAUUGCUUAUUUACAGUCAACCAGGGUAGAGCCUAGCCUAGAUCAUAUAAAUGGUGACUCUUGCGAGAGUAAGUGCCUUCUUUGUUUCUGUGCAAGAAAAUGUGAGCAUUUUCUUAGAUUUAAGUAAAAAGCUCUAAUGUGUGGAAUAGCAAACAAAUGUAACCAGAGUUACUUGGGUGAGAGAAGUGAAUGGUGACCAUUAAAACCCCAAUUCAUUAUCCUUGUCUGUUUCUGCAUAGUCUGCCAUCUACUAGAGCAGGAACGGCAGCAGCACAACCAGCUGAAGCACACCUGGCAGAAGGCCAACGACCAGUUCUUAGAGUCACAGCGUUUGCUGAUGAGGGACAUGCAGUGGAUGGAAAUGGUGCUGACCUCUGAGCAGCUUCGGCAAGUGGAAGAGCUGAAGAAGAAAGAUCAGGUUGGUGUGUGGGUAUGUGUGUGUGUAUGUAUGUGUGUGUGUGUGUGUGUGUGUGUGUUGCAAUCAAAUAUUGUUGCCUUUUUCAGAGUACAAUAAUUGUGGGUGUUUGGUGACAAGGAGGCUGGAGGGCAAGGAUGUGGGGAGCAUUUGUUUCUGGGUUUCGAAUAUUUUUUGACAUAUGUUAUUAAGGCAGAAAUUGUUUCAAGGAGGUUAGUGUUCAUUGUCAUGUCUGUACACAUUUACAAUGGUUUAAUGUGUUGUGUGUAUGUAUGUGCACCCAAGAUAGCUGGGCUUCUUUGUUUUUCUUGUAACUGCUGUGUUUGAGACAGCAAAUGUUUGUUUAUUUGUUUCAUAAAAUUUAUACACUGCUUGAUUGUAAAAAAACCAAAACAACCUCAAUGCGUUUUAUAAAAAGACCUGCUCUGCGUGUAUUUGAUUUCUCUGUGAAGGAGAUCGCUUAUUAUUCUUAGGUAACACUGAAGCCGAGUACAGUCUCAUCCAUAAAAAGGGUAAACAUUUUUACAUGUUCAAUUUCUAAAUGACAUGUGACACAUAUUUGUGAGAUGCAUGCGACUUGCUGCAAAUGGCUCUGCAGCUGCGUUCACUUGCUUGAGUUUUGCGCUUGGCGUGCACUUUCAGUUCUUGCCAUGUGCGUAAGACGAGGGGUCUGUGGAGAUCCUCAUGCUCGGCUCAUAAAUGACCUAGGAUUUGCAAAUACUGGAGGACUAUUAUGAAGACUCAAAAUGAAUGUGAGCAGAAAGCAAACCUGUUCUUCCCUGCUGCAUUAAACCCACAUGUCCCAAAGCUUCCCUAUGGUAGAGACCUUUUGCUUCCAGCAGCAGUUUCCCCUCCAGGCAGCCCUUCAGAUCAUCUGUCAUGCAAACCAGCUGCUUCAUUUGUUUAUGCUUGGUGACUUGAAAGGCUGCACUUGGGCUGUGGAAUGUGAGCAGAAUCAAAGGGGGCGGGUGCUGCUUGCAGUUGGCCAUGCCUGUGUUGAAUUUAACUUGCAACAAUUCCAGUAGAUGCACUUGCAUAGUUGAGCACCCCUGCUUCAAGUUUUUGACCCAUCCCUGUUUGUUAACACACUUGUGGUCUGGACUGAGAUCUAUGGAGGCCUGAUACCAUGUGUGACUAAUACUAAUUGAUGGCAGCUGACUUCUAAGCUGAUGCAAUAGCAGUACGCCUAGAUUAGGGAUGAGGAACCUAUGGCCCUCCAGAUGUUACCAAACUGACUCCCAUCAGCCUUGGCCAGCAGUGCUAGUGGUCAGGGAUGAUGUAGUGCAGCAACAUCUGGAGAGCCAAAGGUUCCCCUUCCCUGAUCUAGAUGACUAGAGGGUUGUUGUUGUUGUUACAAGCUCCCCUGCCCCCAACCUUGCAGGGGGAGUUGACUAGAGGAUCCUUUGGGUACCUUCCAACUCUGUGAUUCUAUUAUUCGUCCACCAUUUUGUGAUUGUGUUCAGUUGGACCUUAGAGCUCGCAAUUAAUUAUUCGUUCAGUCCAGAACUUGAGUCAUUCUGACACCUAAGGCUCCAUUUCUCUUUUGUUUGCAAUAUUUUCCUUUGGGACGUUCCCCCCCCCCCCAUUCCUUCCCUGCUUAGCAAGGUGCUCAGGCGUCAUCUGCCACCUUGAAAUUCAUAAUGGUAUAAGUGACGCUGAAAGGACAUCAAAACACUUCAUUGUUUUUAGGAAGAUGAAGAGCAGCGGAAACUUCAUAAAAGGAAGGAAGACAAACAGAGAGGCCCCGAUGAUGAAUCGAAAGUAAGCUCCAUCACUCAUGAUGAAUCCCUUCCGCAGUUCCUUGGUGAAGAGGUAAAGCUGAUUUGUUUAGCAUGUGUUUCCCAAAACAUUAUUGAUUGUAUUUAAUUUUAGCAAACGCUACUGAUGGCAAAAAUCAAUGGAGACUCCUUGGUAGCCAUCUUGGCUUAUUCAGACCAAUACUACAAUGUGUUGAGAGCAAACUGCGACCCUUAUCAUGGAUUCCAGGGUUCAAACCCCCACUUUGGCCAUGAAGCUCACUGGGCCAGUCACUCACUCUCAGUCUAACCUACCUCACAGGGUUAUUGUGAGAAUAAAAUGUGGAGGAAGAGAACUACCUACACCACCUUGAGCUCCUUGGUGGAAAGGUGGUGUUUAAAUGUCAACAUAAAAUAAAUAAAAUAACCUGUAAGGAGUGCGACACGGCUUGGAGGACAGGAUGCACUUCACUCUUCAAAGGAACAAAGAACCGUGUUGCAUGAGGGUAACCUUAAACCCAAUACCCCCUGUGGCAGGCAAGUCCUUCACCUUGUUGCAGUAACAUCUAGGGAUAUUUUCCAUGUGAUCCUGUCUUGUCACAUGAGUUUUCUCAUUCACUGCUACUUACUUACAUACAUACAUAAUUUUAUUUGUAUGCUGUCUUCCACACCAUGCUCAAGCUGGCUUGAAGCAUGAAAAAAACCACAUAACCACAACAUAACAAAAAGUAGUCAUAAGCAAUAAAUAAAACAUUAAAAAAUACACAACCAAACUGAACAAUUUUCACAUAAAUCACAAUAAGUACUAUAAUAAAGUUACAAAAAACCAAUAGCAACAACUCCCCCCAAACCCGACAUCACCCUAGUCCAAGAGUCUGCUCAGCAGCCUCAGCUUUUGUAGCUGGAGUCAGUCAGGGACCGCCCUCGCAGGCCAGGUGGGAAAGGCCUGCAAGGCAGGGAGCAGGUCUUCCAGGACUCAGCCAAGAUGGUCUCCUGCCACCUCAGCAGCCCCAGCCUUUGUAGCUAGAGUCAGCUUGCUUAUCAUGUGUUGCCAAACUUGAAGUCUUAGCAUGAUGAAUGGUAUUUUUUGUGUAUGAUCUGCCUUUUAAAUGUAUGGCUAUAGUCUAGUAAAUGUGAAACAAAUGGUGCUGGAGUAAGACAAGACCUAAAUGAGCAGAAUGUAAUUUUCCUUGGCUUUGCAUAAGAUUUUGGCAAGAGAUACCGCUUGUUGGAAACCACAGGAGGGGAGAGUGUUCUUGUGCACGGGUGUUGCUUGCUGGUUUCCCUUUGAGGCAUCUGUUUGGCCACUGUGACAACAGGAUACUGGCCUAGAAGGGCUUCCAUUGGCCUGAUGUGGCAGGGCUUAUCUUACAUUCUUGGGCCUGUCCUUUUAAAAAUAGUUUAACAAUUGACAGUUGAUAACUAUAUACUCAACAUACUACUCAGCCUACAAUGGAAUGCAGAUGUUUCAGCUCUUUCCCAGUGAAUUCCUACACUGUUUUGUUUUUGUUUUUCCUUUUGAAAUAUUUCCCUCAACCUUUGGGACCUUCCCCCUCUUUUUCGGAAUGAAACAUGAGGCAUCAGUUAUCCAGCAAUUUUCUAAAGCCUUAAUGUCACAAGAAUUAAAUCCUCAUCUUAAAACUCUGGUAAUAUGCACAUUAGUAGGGACGCGGGUGGCGCUGUGGGUUAAACCACAAAGCCUAGGGCUUGCCGAUCAGAAGGUCUGUGGUUCGAAUCCGCAUGAUGGGGUGAGCUCCCAUUGCUCAGUCCCUGCUCCUGCCAACCUAGCAGUUCGAAAGCACGUCAAAGUGCAAGUAGAUAAAUAGGUACCGCUCCGGCGGGAAGGUAAACGGCGUUUCCGUGCGCUGCUCUGGUUCACCAGAAGUGGCUUAGUCAUGCUGGCCACAUGACCCAGAAGCUGUACACCGGGUCCCUCGGCCAGUAAAGCGAGAUGAGCGCUGCAACCCCAGAGUCGUCCAUGACUGGACUUAACUGUCAGGGGUCCCUUUACCUUUUAAUAUGCACAUUAAAGAUUUGGAUUGCACACAAAACCUGAAUUGUAAAGAUAAUUAAAUAUGGUGUGAAGCCUGAAGUUACUACAUGCGAACGCAGAGGAGCUGAUUUCCUAAACCAGCCUUUGCCAAACUGGUGCCCUUUAGAUGUUUUGGCUGUUCCAGCUUGGGCUGAUGGAAAUUGUAGUCUAAUACACCUGCUAGGCACUGGGGUGGUGAAGGCUGCCCUUGUCCUAAACUGGGAAGUUUAAGGUAUGUCCAUGCAGGGGGGCAUAUGUGGUUCUCACCUGCUGUGCUUUGUGGCUGAGUGGGGAUUUGAACCCUGGUCUCUGCCAGGUCACUCAGCAUAAUUCUUGUGGUGGUGAAUCUGAAAUCCAUUCUAGUGAUAGGAAUUGGCUUUGAAUUUGCAAGUUGCACAGUUAGACCCCAUUAUUUAUGUGUUUUAAUAAGCAAUCUGGUAAACAACUGGCUUUGGCUUGAAUGUAACCAUUGUUCUAAGUUGAUCGCCUGGGCGUACUUGCUGUGCUGGUUUUUGUCUUCCUUAUCCCUUUUAAAACUGAGUUGGUUUUAAGUUCAGCCACCCUCAGUAGAGCAAAGUCAGUAUUUCUCCAUAUUAAAACGGAAAGUUUUACUGGGGUAUAUUCAGGACUGACGGUCUUUCCCUUGCUAUCUUGCCUAUUCUUCUUUCAGUUGCGUUGUGAAGCAGCAGAACAUAAUUCUUGUGUCUACGGGAAAAAUUCUUUGUUUUAAUCCUUUAACUUAAGGUGGCUGUAAGCCAGUUUUUCAUAGGGCAUGUUAAUAGGAUUUACAUGGGUUCUUUAAAUGAGGUUCCAUAAUAAUUGGCUCCCACCAGCACUAAUUGCCUCCUCUGUGUCUUAGUGAAGUCCUGGUAAGCCACACAAGAGAAUUGUGUACUUGAGGUUUGAUGCCUAAGCCCUUAAGACAUUUUUAUGCUGCUUCGGCCAGCACAUCGUGCCAUAUUGCUUCCUGCAAAGGCUAUACUGUAGUAAAGUAGGAAGCUGGAGUUGUGCAGAUGGUUUUAAGCAGCACACCCACCCACCCCUGCAUUCAAUUCAAAAAGGAGAUGUACUGCUACAGGCAUGCUUAAAAAGGAUGUUCCUUUCAGAUUAAGUCCCAUGAGCUUGUUCACAUGAGAGGGGCUUUGGGCUCAGUGGUAGAGGGCAUGCAUUGCAUGCAGGAGAAAGUCACAUAUUCAUUCCCCAAUGGCAUCUCCAGGUGGUCCUGGGAAAGAUCCCUUCCUGAAACCCUGGAAAACCACUGCCAGCCAUGUUGACAACCCUGAUUGUACAUAGACCAAAAGUCUGACUUUGUACAACGCUGCUUCCUGUUUGGUUAAAAAAAAUGCUUUAAUUCUACUUUAAUCCCCAGGCAACAGUCCUGAAUUAGCAACCUUCUUAAUGCUGUGAAGGAAUUAUAGGAAAUAUUAGUCACAUGGAAUAACAAAAUCAUUAAAAGAUAGAAUUGGAAGGAACCCCGAGGGACAUCUAGUCCAACCCCCCUGCAAUGCAGGAAUAAUUUUUGCCCAACCUGGGGCUCAAACCCACGGCCCUGAGAUUAAGAGUCUCGUGUUCUACUAACUAGUUCUUUCAGGUUUCUGUUGCUAUGUGCUUCAGGGAAUUUGGGACUCUACCCUCCUCUACUGGAGUCAUGAGUCUAGUUGGGGGUGAGAGUGUGGGGUGUGGAAGACAUUGAUCAAAGAGAUUUAUUUUUCUUCUCCCAUAUAUAAUAUUGGGAUGUUAUAGGGUUGCCUGAUUCACUAUAGGUGUACCGGUAGGUCAAACAACAGAAAUGCAUACGUGAAGUUUCCUAAGGCAAAGUGUGAUAGUGGACACUAACUUGCCAACCUUUAGAAAGUAUUAGACAGACCUGUUCUUCUUCAUCUGUUUAUUUGUGGCAAUUGGCCAUAACAUUUAAACAGAAUGUUAGUAUUUGUAAAUGUAAAAUACUGCAUGAAACCAACAGGAGUUGGCGAUUGCUUUUGUGCUCUGUAUGUAGCUUUCCUAGAAGCAUCUGGCUAGCAGCUCUCCCAAGUCAAAUGCUAAACUUGGUGAAAUUUACAAGGAAAGAUCUCUGGCUGAAACUUUUCAGAGCUGCUAAAAAAUACAAGGAAAGCCUUCUGGAUCAGGCCAGUGAACUGGUACUCAAAAGCAUUACUGCCUCCAGCUGUGGAGAGCAGAGCCACCAUGACUAGUAGACAUUAAUAGCCUCCAUGAGUUGGUCCAGUCGUCUUUUAAAACCAUCCAGGUUGGUGGCCAUCCCUGCCUCUCAUGGGAGCAGAUUCCAUAGUUUCACUGUGUGCUGCAUGAAGAUGGGCUUCCUUUUGUCUGUCCUGAGUCUUCCAAGAUUCAGCUUCAUUGAAUGUCCAUGAUUUCUAGUGUUAUGAGAGAGGGAAGAAAGCUUUUCUCUAUCUGCUCUCUCCAUGCUUCAAAACUUUAUAAACUUCUAUCUUACUUGCCUUUCCUCUGAAUGAAAAAGUCCCAAACAUUGCAAAGAAAUUUGAGGAAAGGUGCCAGUCAGGGUAGACAAGAUUGGGUCUUGGCAGCUUCUUCUCUUCUCAGCUGUAAGCACUGCCUAAGUGUUUUUUAUCUCUCUUUAAAUUAUAGGUGCAUAUAAACAGUACUCACGGUUCAGUCCACUCACUCGACACCGAUGCCCUGCUGUCUUCGGGAGAAUCUCUCAAGUCAGACAACGACAUGUUCAAAGAGGGGCUGCGGAGGGCACAGUCAACGGACAGCUUGGGAACAUCAGGAUCCUUGCAGGCCAAAACUCUGGGCUACAACAACAAAGCCAAAUCGGCUGGGAAUCUUGAUGAGUCUGACUUUGGACCCUUAGUUGGGGCGGACUCUAUGUCAGAGAACUUUGACACGGCCUCCCUUGGCUCUCUGCAAAUGCCCAGUGGGUUUAUGUUAACCAAAGACCAGGAGAAAGCAAUCACAGCGAUGACACCAGAGCAGGAGGAGACAGCAUCCCUGCUCUCCAGCAUCACACAGAGUGUUGAGAACGCUUACGUAUCUCCUAGCGGUUACAGAUUAGUUAGUGAAACCGAGUGGAAUCUCCUUCAGAAAGAGGUAAGUUUUGUAUCCACCAUCUUCCUCCCUCCUGAAGAUUGCUGCUGUGGAGGAUGGUGCAUCCACCAAGUACAAAAAACUUCUCUGCCCUGCCCAGAAUCCUUAAACCUCCACCAGCACUUGCUGCAGCCGCCAUCACAGUGCAGUCUUCUGUGAUACUUUGGCAUUGUUUUUACAGAGUUUCUGCAGCUUCUAUGGCAAAUGAUUAAUUUUAUGUUCUCCAGGUGCAAAACGCUGGGAACAAGCUGGGCCGGCGUUGCGAUAUGUGUUCCAAUUAUGAGAAACAGUUGCAAGGAAUCCAGAUCCAGGAGGCAGAAACCAGGGAUCAGGUGGGUCCAAGGUUGCUUUCUUCCAUGCAAAAGGGUCUUGAUGCUUAGAAGUUGCUACCAGUUCACUGAGUACUUACAGGGCAGCAUAGCUCUCGGCUGCAUGGACGUUGGCAGAAGUGAAGCUGGCCAGCCUUCAACCUUUGAAAUGAGAAAAUAAAAUGAUUCCUGGAGUGUCAGACAGAAGUAAAAUUUUCACAUAGAACUAUUACUAUACUUCAGUAUAAAGGAGAAGAAAUGUUAACACUUGCGGGGUGGGUUUCUGUGGUUCCCAGAAUUGCUUCUUUUCUUGUAAAGUAUAAUUUGCUUUCAGGGUAGGAAACCACUUUCUUUUGAGGGCCACAUCCACAUCCCUUUGCAGUAGUAAUGUGUUAGGGGCUGCACCCUGGGUUGGUGUUGGGCAGGAGCAAAAGUGGAAGGGGGUCAGACUCUUAUUCUCUUUCUGCCAUCAUCCUUCCCCCGCACCUUCCCCUCCAGUGGGCUCCUCAGGGAAGGAUAGAUCACUUUUGCCAGCGAUCUGAACUGAUUGCUUGCCAAGUGAUCUUUUCUCCUUCCACAUGGCUCCAUCUGUCCGGCCUUUCUUCCUCUCCUGUCGUCAUCUUCCUCCUGGCUCCCCACCUCUGUAAAAUUAGGCCAUGGGCUGUAUGAAAUUAGGAAACCAUCCUUUCUCACUCUUUAUCUUCUACAUUGUCUUCUGCAUCUGCUUCAACUUUGUUAAAUCUGACGUAUCUAACAGCUCCCUAGCAGUAUUCUUUUAUCAGCUGUGUUAAUAAUGAAAUCAAUAAUCCACUUCCUCAGUUACAUUAUACAAAGAUCUGAAAUGCUUAACUUCAUUGCUGUGUGGCUGAAUGUUUCACUCUUGCUCAAGUUCUUGUUAGGCUCUUUCUACUUACCUGUUGUUCAUAGUUUUUUUCCCUUUUAUUUUGUCUCUUACACACAGCAUUUUCUUAGUUUACCCUGGUGUUAUAUGGGUACUUUCUUAUGUGCCUUCACUCUGACAUUUUAGUGUACAUGUAUUGCUGGGGAAGGACAGGAAGCUCAAUGGGUUAUGUGUGUGGUGUGUUUUUUACUUGUGAGUUUACUUGCAAGCUUGGUAUUCUUUUUGUAAGAAUUUUCUUCCUUUGUUUUAUGUGGUUCCCACCCCCCUCAAAACAGCAAAAAUAUAUACAUUAACAACUCCCUAGCUAAAUCAGCAGAGCGCAUGAUCAGCAUUUCUCUUCUAUAAUCAAUUGGCAUUUUAAGGGAGAAACCCCACCUGUGUUGAUCUAUUUCCUUAUUCAACCUUCAGGUUAAAAACUUAGAAUCCUCCCUCCCGGAAAGAUCUGAUAAGAUUGCCAUUAUCAUUGGACAUUCGAAAUAUCUCACAAACAGUGACCUUUGAGUCUCAGUUCAAGAUGUGACUAGUAUAUCUCUUGGAUCAUGAGUGUUUCUUGAGUUGUGGUUUCUUAUCUGAAAGGCGGGAAUCAAUAGAUGCAUCUUUAUCUGAGUCUGAACCCGCCCAUCCACUAAACCAACCUGCUGUACUCUAGAGGUUCAGUAUGGGCCCUAGUCAGCAUGGCUGUGGUGGCUGGGGCUGAUGGGUGUUGUAGUUCAAAACAUCUGGAGGGCACCAGGUUGGGGGACGCUGCACUAAAUUAAAACGGGAGGCAGCUGGUUUCUCAAAGGCUCAGUCUAGACCCAGCUGAGUCUCCAACACCUGGGACCUCUGCUCCCUGCAUAUUGCCCAUCUGAUAAGGUCUAACCACCUUCUCUUCUGUGGUAGCCGCAAAGCUGUGGAGCUCUUCCUGUUCUGCAUCUCAGCUGCUGAUUCCCAUGCACAAGUCAAGAACAGGCAAAUGUGAAUGAGCAGCUGACGUGCAUCAGGCUUCUGAAUCUUCUGUUGCUACUCAUAGCAGGGAGAGGAGAUUAAAGGAGGCCUUUGGCUGCAUCUGGGCUCAGGCAGGUGUGAUCUGGUGGGUGGAGUGAGUGUUGUGGCCUUUGGGCCUUGUGCAGUUCAAAGACUGCCCCUGCUAAAAAUGUGUUGCAGAACAAGAACUUCUGUACUGUAUUACUUUAUUAUUAAAAUGUCUCACAUAGAGUUGUCUUGCCCCUUCCCUUCUGUGCAUAAGCGCCAUCAGUUUUACUAUUUUGGCAGAGUUGCAACACACACCAGGGUGGUGGAGGAAAGGGAAUCUUCCUUCCUAUUGCAAGUGUUACCAGUGUCAAAGCAGUUGUAAUAAAAACCUCUUUGCUGUUUGUGCAAAACAUAAAGUUUGGAUGGUUUAGGGCUAGGCAAUUCACAAAUGAAGCAUGACUCAACCUGUACUUUCAGUCAAUAUUCUUCUGAGAUUCACAUUUCUAGAAGUGGGGAGCCUGCAACCAACCCUCUGGUAUUAUUGGGCUUUAGAAGCAGCACUGGCCCUAUUGGCUGGGUCUGUUGGGAACUGGAGUCCAUUUGGAAUUCUAUAAUAGCUGUAGGUUCCCAAUCUCUGAUGUAGAGACGUUGUUUGCAAGAUUAGGGUUGGCUGAGGUUGAAUUUUAGAGUUUGUUGACUCGGGGAUGGUUUCCUGGAUUGACAAUCGUAGAGUUGUUAGGGACCCAUAGGAUCAACUAGUUCAACCCCCUUCAAUGCAGGGAUCCCUUCUCCACGUGAUCAAGGAGGUCUACAGUACACCCAGUCACAAUGCAGCACUCACUUUCUCGUAUAAUUAAUUCACAGGUCACUUGUGGCUGCAGGGAACUCUGCACUCCACCUACCUCUGCACAUCAGUGAUAACAACUCCGCUAUUGUUUGCAUGAGAGGUGAGUCAAGAGCCCCUGAGUUUGUGCAGGGGCUCCUUUCCUCUCUUUCAACUCAUUUCAGCCUCUGAUUCACCCCUUGAGUUAAAAUUGGAGGUUGAAAAGAGUUUGGGGGUUGUUAACCCAGGGCAGCCUUUUUGCCAACCUGGUGCCCUCCAGAUGUUUUGGACUGCAACUGCCAUCAGCCCAACCCAUCUGGAGGGCACCAGGUUGGAGAAGGCUGCCCUUGGUUCAUUGAUCAUGUAGACAAGCCCCUCUGACAGACAGAUUACCGUAACUGCUACCAGAUUUUUCAGAGUCUCUCGUGUCCAAAAGUUCAAACUCUUCUUCACAUUUAAAAUACGUUACACUUCAGCUUUUUUGUGCAUAGCUACACCUACAUCUAGAAAACUUGGCAUACUUGAUUUUUGCAGUCUUUACAGAAAGCUUUUGAUUUUUUUUGCAGAGAAGAAAAGGCAAGUUGUACAACAUUUUGAUUACAGUUAGGAAAAGAAUUUUGAUUACAGUUAGGAAAAGAAUUCUUUGCAAUGAAUCAGUUGCUGCAGUGUUGGAAAAGGUUGCAUCCUAUACAAGGAGGCCUUUGGUCACAGCCACUCUCUCAUCAAGAGUGCAAACAUUAAUUCAUGGUGUGUGUUUUUAAUCUACGGCAGUCUUGAUCCCUCCAGAUGUUUCAAACUACAACUUUCAUCGGCCAAGGCAGUUGUAAGUUCAGAGCAUCUAGAGAACAUGAGGUCAGUGAAUGCUGACCUACUGGGAUAGCUCAGUUGGUAGAGCAUGAGACUCUUACUCGGAGGGUUGUGGAUUUGAGCCCCAUGUUGGGCAAAAGAUUCCUGCAUUGCAGGGGUUGGACUAGAUGGCCCUCGUGGCUCCUUACAACUCUACAAUUCUAUGAUACUAUUGUUGGACAGUUGUCCUCACCCCACCCUCUUUUAGAAGAAAGGUAAUUUAUGGUGUGCUCUUGUCCUAACCACAUAGGUGAAGAAGCUUCAGGUGAUGUUGAGGCAGGCCAAUGACCAACUAGAAAAAACCAUGCGAGAGAAACAGGAGCUGGAGGAGUACAUGAAACAAAGCACUGAAGAUUCAGGAAAUCAGGUACAGAAAACCUGGAGAGAAGCAAAAUCCUAAAGGAAGACCAGCAGUCUGCAGAAGGGUAUCCUAGGCCUGAACCUUUUUCAUUGUAAAACCCCAGAGUUCCCUGGAAGAACAGUUCAAGCUUUUAGCAGAACUGUUUUAAGUGUGUGGGGGGGGGGGGGGGAGGGGAGAGAGACGAUUGGCAACUACUACUGUUUUUAAAAAACAAUUACUGGUAUUGAAGAGCUUUCAUUUAUUUUCAGUUGCUAUUAAUUGCUAUGUAAGCUCAGAGCAGCGUACAUACAAUUAAUUAAGACAAAACAGUCCUUGUUGAUAGGUUUGCUGUCUAAAAAGACACAGCACAUAAGCAAAAAAGGUAUGAGGAGGGAAGAGGAAAGAAGUGACCUCUCCUCAUCUAACCCUAUACUCUCAAAUGUCAAGCAUUUAGAGCCAGCUUAAUACCUACCCAGUGUGAGAUUUGGGAGAAUAACUCAAGAAAAGCUGAUGCUUCUAUUCCAGCCCUAGAUUAACCCCAUAAGUGUGAUUUCCCUAUGUAAACAGCUUCCCUUAAUGGCAGUGAUAUAAAACAAUCAACCAACCAUGGAAUUUUAGUUUGAUAUAUAUAUAUUUUAAAAAUAUAGACAAAAGAAAAGGAAGAAUGCAUGAUAAAACAAUAUCAUAGUUAAGGGGGAAAGGAAACUCCCUAAUUACAGAGUAUCACAGGCAGUCUUCUGGGGACCAUUAGAGUAAAACAAGCAAAGGAUUUCCAGACUUCUCUAUGUUGUUGUGUUUUGGCAGAAACGAUAAAAUCACCAUCACCAUGUAUAUAACUCUGGAUAACAUUGCAUGCUUUUGAUGAAAUAGACAGUAGUCCAUGAAACCUUAUGCCAUAAUAAAUUUGUAGGGGUAUUCAGCUAAGAAUAGACCCAUUGAGUAGACCCAUUGAGAUUAAUGAAUAUGACUUAAAUUACGUCCAUUAAUUUCAAAGGGGUUACUUAGUUGAAUAUUACCUUUAAUCUUCAAGGGGCCACAAGACUCCUUUGCCACUUUUAUAGCCUAAGGAGAAGUUUAGAUGUGUGCAAGUUACGUAGCCAGAUCAUAGCUGGAAAAAUAUAUGUGCGCAGCCUGAGGAAGUACCAAUCACCUUGGGCCUGCCCAUAAAAAGCAAGUUUAGAGUGAGAGGCUAUGAUGUUUGCUGUUUCCAGGAACUCUUCUCAUUGUGAGACUUUUGCAGGUGAGCUGAGAGUUGGUUAUGCCCCUGGGUGAGAAUCCAGAGGCUGAGAGGGAGAAUGUGUCAGAAGGAAAAUGAAUAGAUAUUGAUUUACAUAUAUGAGUAACUUUGUAUUAACUUGUAUUACAUGUACCAGUAACUUUGUAUCACAUUUUUAUACGUCACUCUGCAUUUUUGUAAUAUUUUGUUUUAAGUUGUCUGUUGUUGUUUCAGUUAUCUGUACGCUGAUCAGAAAGAUUUUAAAAAAUAUUUUAAGCAGUAUAUAAAUUAAGGAAUCAAAUGCAUCUAUGCUUGAAUGAUAUGUGAUCAGAAGCUUGAAGAUCUUCCACAUAGAAAAUGGAAGACAAAUGGAAUGUAUGUAAUCAUGGCCUCCCAAAUUUUAUCAACUGCUGUUGAGAAAGCUGCUCGGGUGACUUCAGUUGCAUGCUAUAUAAGAAACCAUGUACCAGAAACUCCUGCACUAAUAGACAUCCCCACCAAUCUGUCCGUGGCCCUUUCAACAAUACUGAAUUUAGUUUGAACAUACUGACUGAAACAUUGCAAGGGGCAACACACCAUCUACUGAAAACUUUGUAUAGUUCUUCCUUUUUGUGUUAUAUUUGUGUUGGUUGAUAAGGUCUUCUUUCCCCCCUCCCCUUUAACAGAUCUCCUCGCUUGUUGUUAGAGUUCAGGAGUCGGAGGCCCUGCUUAGCGAACUGCAACAGGCAUUUUCUCAAGCCAGGAGAGAUGUCCAGGACCAAAUGGUAAAAUAAAUGCAGACUUUUUUUAAAAUAAUCUUGGGGUUUUGAAUAAAUAAAUAGUGUCACUGUAUGGCUUUUUACUCCAAAUGACAGCCUUGUAAUUAUCCACAUGCCUGCCCUUCCAAGGCAAAGAAUGGUUGAUGCCAGGCAGUUAACAAGCUUGAGUGCUGUCCAUCCUCACCUACAUAUAUGUAUAUAUAUAGAGAGAGAAAUAAGGAGAUUGUACCUGGCUGACUCCUGACAGCAAAGCUAGGUGUGCAUCUGUUUCCUUGUUCUCUCUGCUUAUCCAGCUGUUGGAGGAGCCCAGAUAUACACAUGGUGGUGGGGAACCCAUCAAGAUGGCCACUUUCUAAGGAAUAUUAAGGAAGGCAGGGGAAGGGGGCACUGAGGACACUGCAGCAAUAAGAGGAGUAGGGAUAUCUCAGUUGACCAUGUCCUGAGAGAUGCAGAGGAAUCCAACAGAGCUACUAGCAUGUUGUGGUUAGAAUACUGGGAGACUAGGGUUCAGUCCCCACAUGAGUCAUAGCCUCUCAGACUAACCUAUCCCACAGGGUUGUUUUGGGGAUUAAAUGCGGGGGUGGGGGUGGGGAGAGAAUCAUGUGCAUUACCUUGAGCUGCUUGGAGAAAAAAAGGUGAGGUACAAAUGCAAUAAAUAAAUAAUAAAAUAAUGAUGAAUUCUACCUGCAGUGUAAAGGCCAGAAAGGCUGUCUUGUCAGAAGAUGGUAAAUGCUCAACCUAAAGUCUCUUGGGGACGGUUGAUGGCAGAGCUUUUAUGUCUUCCAUCUUGUCCUGGGGUAGCUUAUUCUUAUUCAGCAAUGGCCUGUAUUGCUUCCAUGGCUUUUGAACCCACUCUAUCUGCACACUAGAACAGUGGGAAAAGUGGAUUAGGGAUUACACAGGUGGGAUUCAGGUAGCUAUGAGUCCAAAGUGUCUUCCUAGUGUCGUUUGUUGCUGGCUCUGUCCCAGAAACUUCACAGUGAUAGGAAUGGACACUAGGCUAGAAGUGUUUGCCCAUGUCUUGACCAGUAGGUCAGUCUUCCAUUCAGGAGACAGGCACAAAAUAUGCCUAUCAUAAACUGGUUUUUGCCUUUAACUUCCUUCUUUUUCAUAUGUAAGUGCAGAUUCUGAUUUUAGAAUUUGUAAUACCUUUUCUUGACUGGCAGUGUAGAUUUUUCUUCAUAAUGUUACCCACCAUUAAAUUGUUUUACUGAUGAAUGCUGAAUGCAAAGUUUGUAAACAGCAAAUGCAUACUUAUUUGCACACUCAGUUCUGAGCAGUAGAACAGUUGCUGUCAUCCUAGUACUGGGUGUUUUGAAUUUUUCUUUUCACUUCAUGUAACAAGAUUCCUUUUUGUCUGUUUACCUUCGGAAUCAUGUCGGUAUGAAUUAUUGUUCAAUUGUGUCUGCUGCAAUCGAUUUUACUUUCAGUGUUAAACUUUUCUAAGGCUAUUAAAGCUCUUUGAGGUAAUUGAGAACUCUGACCUUGCAAUGGAGCAAGGGCACCCUUGUGGACAAAAAAAGACACAUCUAUCCUUUACUGCUUCUGGUAAUAUGCUGCUUGUUGGAAUGAGAAACCAUGAUGCAAUUGAUCUUUGGUUGGUUAGCUGUAAGGUGUUUUUCUGCAGCAGUUUAAUUCCCACUGACUCCAAAAUGAUUUAAAAUCACUUCCUAUCUCCAGUCUGGAGUAGGUGUUGACACAAAGAGAGGCAGUGCUUUACUUUCCAUGAGCUUAGAAAAUGUUGGAGAUUCAACUUCACUGAUUUUGAAACCGUGACUUUGAAAUAUUUGUGUGUGUUUUUUCCACCGGAGGCUGUCCUGACACAGUCGAGGGAACAUGUCUCGGAGGAGUUGUUGAGACUCCAGAAAGACAAUGAAAGCCUUCAAGGAAAACAUUGCCUGCAUGUCUCUUUGCAGCAGGCUGAAGACUUUAUCCUGCCAGAAUCUGGAGAGGUAGGAGAAUACGUUUGUGGUGAUUGACUGGAAGUUAUUCUCAACAUGAAAAGCUCAGGGAGAUAGUUGAGUAAAGAUGUACAAGUUAGUUUCAGGUGCCUCUGUGUCCACACAAACACAAAGAUUCUCACUUCUGCCCCAGUGAGAGGUUAGGUUAGUACCUGUUGACCUUAACUUCUGGGCACAUGCACAAAUGAGCUUGCUGUGCGCACAAGUGUGACAAUGAAAUAAAUGCCUGUUCCUUUAAAAGUCCAGUGUACCUGGGAUAAUGGCCUAACCUUCCCCAUUGAUUAGCAACCUGCCUGUCACAUUUCCAAAAUCCUCCAUGCAUUCAGGCUGCAAUUCCUCCCUUGAUGGUUCUGUCUACCAGGAGCAGUGUUCGAAACUCCCAUAGUUCUAGGCACAUUUUGUGACAGGGGGUUUCAUUAGUACAAGCAGUUUUUGAGCUCUGGGUGCAGUACUGUGCCUAAGAUUUCAGAUUAAAACUGUAGAGUGGAAAGAAAGGAGGACCUUUUUCUGCCUCCCCACUUCCAGCUACUCUCUUAAGACUGGAUAAGAGACCCUCUUAAGAAUAUUAGGGGGGUGGGCAAGGGAAGGACUAGACCAUGUGAAAAAUGAACAUAAUAUUUUAGCUGCAGUUCAUUCAUUUUCAGCUUUAUAUUCUUGUUAUAAAAAGAGUGCCUAGACAUUCUGUUGUUGUGCCCAUAACCUGGUUUAGAGUGCCAUUUAGCUCCUAGCUUUCAUAUCUCAGUUUCUAACACUGACCAGGAGUGGGUUGGACAUCUCUCUCUCUAGAUUCUCACCUUUUCACUUUUCCUCCUUCCUGGGUUGCUGAAAGGUGUCAAUGAUCCAUCUCUUUCUCUCUAUCAGAUACAAUGUGUCCCAAGUUUCAUCCCCUAGAGGUGAGCCCAAGUCUAAUUGGCCAUACCUGACUAAUUGGCCAUGCCACCUUCCCCCAUCAGUUCCCUCCCCUGACUCUACAGGGUGAAAAGAAAUAAGAUGAUUUCCUAGAAAAUGUGACAUCUCUCUACUGAAUGUCAUGCUUGAUCCUUGCUCCCUCCUCACUAGUAUGCAUUUUCCAGUUGUACUCUAGGAAUCUCACACAGGUGCCUCUUUGCUGAGACAUCAUUCUCUGCUUGAGGACUCUGCUCUGGUGCCUUUAGGCCAUGGGACCUUGGUGUCAGAUGUUCCUCAGUGUGGAUCUCUAUUUCCUCAACAUUUCUUCCUCACCCCGCCACCAUCCCCCAGCUGACUUUCAGAAAGAGAUUAUCUAGCAUUUGGACACACAGCUUUUUUGGGAGGGGAAUCUAAUGUUGGUUUCUCUCUUUAGUGUAUACUUCCCUCUUCUGCUAAUUUUAAAACCGGUUUCUACAGGGGGCAGGGUGGUAAAUAUUUUGUUACGUUAGGGCUGUGUCUGGGCAUGGGAAAGAGAGAGUGCUUUGUUCUAGAACUGUGUCAACCUUCCUUUCAGGAACUCCGCGACCUGGUCCUCAAAUAUCGGGAAGACAUCAUUAGUGUUCGGACAGCAGCAGACCACCUGGAGGAAAAGCUGAAGGCGGAGAUUUUGUUCCUGAAAGAGCAGAUUCAAGCUGAGCAAUGUUUGAAAGAGAACAUAGAGGAGACUCUGCAGCUGGAAAUAGAGAAUUGCAAAGAGGAAAUAGGUUAGAAAAGGGCAAGUGCUGGGCCUGGAGGGAGAGGGCAGCACCGAGCACCAGAGCAGAAAGGUACCCUGAGCUGGAAGGAAACUGCUCCUCUAGUUGCACAGAAGGAUCAGUGCCAUUCAUUGCAUCUAAACUACACAAAUGCUCUGCAAUAACUUGGUAACCCUUUCAAGAGCCUUGAAAGGUAGUUUUCCACUUCUCGUCCCCCAUAUUGAGAGGAGCAUCCCAAGAAACUUUUUCAGGGUCAUGCCCAAUGUGCUUUAAUGAAACCACUUGAAAUAAGUCCAGUGUUUGAAAUGGGAUCCUGCAACCAAAUAACUGGCUAGUUGAAAUUGAUAUGGGAAAUUUCAGUACUUGUUUUCUCAUCCUGCCUCUAGCCGCUACUUCUUGACCCUCCUUGCCUCCUUAGGGUUGCCAGUUCAAUCCUCUAGUGACAGCAGACAUAGCAUGCAGCCUGUCCACAGCACUUGCCUCAUUAUCCCCUUCUUAUUUCCUCUGCCUCAAUCAGACACUUCCCCUUUCCCUAGGCUCUUCCACACUCAAGUGCACUCCUCCUCUGGCCAUCUUGCUUAUGGAAUUCCCUGCUCCUCCCCUUUCUAGGACCAUUUCCCAGUCCUCAGCCUGCCAUACAAAGGUAUUGGUGGCCAUAGGGUCUGUGUGAGACUUUAAUCAUAGCCCAACACAACAGUGGUUGUGAUUUUUUAAAAAAUUGAUUUUAUCUUUUUGUAAACAGCUUUGAGGGGUUGGUUUGGGGUUUUAUUGUGUUGUUUUUUUGCAAUCAAGCAGGGUAUAAAUAUUAGGAAAUAAAAAUAAAUCCAUAAACAAGAUUUUCCUCCCGCCACGGAAACUUCUUAUCUCUACUGAUUUUAGAUAGAUGGCAUGAGCUUUGUGUCACAGGCUCAGAGUCACAGGACAAGAUGCUUCAUAUUUAUGCCUGAGAGCUAGUAGGUUCCUGAGAACAGAGCACAGGUAUGAGGGAGCCACCUGCCACUGCUCAGCCUCCUUCCCUUUGCAAAGGGAGGACAGGGCCCUAAUGUUCUGUGCCAAGAUAAAUUGAGAGGAAAAAAUCAGCAGCUAGAGGCUCAGAAAGGAACAUACACAUUGAAAUAUGAUAAACAGUCUUUUAUGGAAUUCCAUCGGUGAGAAAGUGGUGUUGGCGACUUUAGACCCUACCUGGCCAGCAUGAGCUGAACACAAGGUUGGUUAAUGAGCUGAAAGUCUCUCUCUUCUCUUACAGCUGCUGCUUCCAGUCUGAAAACAGAACUGGAGAGAAUAAAAGCAGGGAAGGAGCAGGUAAGGUUUCCACCUGAAUGCUUUAGGGGAUGUUUGACAUGCUCUGGUGAAAAACAGCCUCUCUCUGCCCACCUUGUAGCAGCAGCCCCUGUAGAGCAGGUGGGCGUCACUUGCCCAGGAGUUGCAGUUGACAUAAGUUUUCUGGGGCUGUUCAAUAAAGGAGAGUGUUCAUUGACUGCAGGCUUUUCCAUUCUCGUUUUAUUAAAGGCCAGGAAAUUGUAAGAUUUAGUUAACUUGCAGUCAGUUCAUGCAGGUGAAUGCCAGACAAGGGCAGUGUUGAACCUUAUGCAACUUAUUCUUGAUUCACAGUUGGAAUCCGCCUUGAAGGAGAAAAACCAACAGCUGGAAAGCUUGCAGGAAAGGAGAAACAGCCUUGAGGAGCAGCUGAAGAAGGAGUUGGCUGCAAAGGUAACUAUUAAUGAAAAUAGGGUGUGUUCAUGUAAAAAAAGGGGGGGGCAUUAUUUGCCACUCCAAUGCCCCCUGACCAUCAGGGCCAUCUUACAGUGCAAUGAUAAGCCCUUUCAUACAAAUAAAAACUUGUUUCAGGCAAACCUGGAGCAGCUGAUGUUUGAGGAGAAGAACAAAGCUCAGCGGCUGCAGACGGAACUGGAUGUUAGUGAGCAAGUGCAGAGAGAUUUUGUGAAGCUUUCCCAGACCCUUCAGGUAAGGUGGCUGGCACAAUUGGUGAGGCACUGAAUAUACCAAGGGGAGAUUCAGAAGAGAUUUUCCAGACUCCAGAAUCCCCAAGCUAGACUGGGUGGGCUCUAAUGCCUGAGUAAUAGUAGUAAAUUGACAGCUAGUUGCCUUGAUUAUUAUUAUGGUCACUUAGCGCAUCUGACAGAGUAUAUAAUAAUAAUAAUAAUAGCAAUUGUGGCACAAUUUACACUGAUUUAUGUUAGUUAAACCAUACACUAAAGAAAGUCCAUCUUUAUCAUCUCGCUACAGUAACACCCCAGUACCCAAAUAGCCUUUUUAAUUUCUUCCCCUCUGAUUAAAAUGUGCUCCCAUUCAUUAAAAAUGUUUCCCACCUAUUGAUCAGCUUUAGCAGCCCAACAGAAAACAAUCCGUAUGGGCUGAUGGGUUUUUCAUUGCAGUUUACAGUAUUUUUAUGAUCUAAGGUCUGGGAACCCGGAAAUAAUGAACCAAAUAAUUUUCCCCCCUAGGUCCAAUUGGAACGGAUCCGGCAGGCAGAUUCCCUGGAGAGAAUCCGUGUGAUCCUCAACGACACAAAACUGACAGACAUUAAUCAACUGCCUGAAACAUGACACCCUCCAUAGCAGGGCUCUAAGGCUGCAAUUUUUUUGUUUUGUUUUGUGUUUGUUUCUGGUUUUUUUUUUUAAAGAAAAACCCUCAUCUUUAUAGCAAAACAUUUAAUAAUUAUUAUUUAACUCUUAACUGAAAGAAGCAGAAGAUGACACAGGGGAACAAUGAUCCAGGCUGUGUUUCUGGAAGGGAGAGAUGGCUUUGUGUUGGAGGCAGAAAAGCGUCAGAUGGAGAGAUGAGCAAGAUGCUUUGGGGGGGGGGGGCUUUAGUGGGGGACUGGACUUGUCAAAAUAACCACCCUAUCCUCCCUCUCUUACCUCCACCCCUACUCUGGAAUUCGGCUCUCUUCUUUCUCUCACCUCUUCCCAUUAAAAACAAAAUAUUGUGGUGAAGGUAGUUCUGCAAAUCAAAUCUUCCCUUCUCCCCAAACCAUAUUUUGGAGCGAAGCUGUUGAACUCCACCCCAAUGAAGACUGAAGGGCUACCAGGGGUAUUGAGUGAGAGAGCAGGCUAGGCAGAUGCUGGUCUAGCAUGCUGUAUGAAUAUUUUAUAUUAAAAUAUGAAUUUAUCUGCAGGACACUGGAUUUGGGGUUUUUGAGCUCGGUGCACACAUUGUAUCUCGUAUGUUGUGCAGGAGGAGACCAAUUGCUGUUGAAAAGUGUGAUGGGACAGGAUGUUCAGGGGAUGGGGGGGGACAGUGUAGAUGAGAAGGCUCUGAAGUCGUCGAAAGAGAGGACUUGGCCUUCGGGGGAAAGCGACCACUAGAAUUAAAAAGCCUCGCCCUGCAGAUUGUUGGGGCAAGAGAAUGGGUGGCAAAUGCACCCUGGAACGGCUGCAGGAGCAGUUUGAAAACAACACUUUUUGUGUUGCCUUUAUUUCAGAGGUGGCAGGCAAAGAUAUCCUGCCCUAGUUGAGCUGAAAUUUAGGAUCUUUUCAUUUAUGGGAGGGAGCUAUAUCCCACCAUUCCUCCCCUCGAAGUGUGUGUGUGUGUGUGUGUGUGUGUUGGGGGGGUAUUUAAUCUGAAUACAAAGGACAGAGGAUGGAAUUAGGUUUUUUAUGACUCUUUAAUAAAACAAGCAUGUCGAUUUCAAGGCACCGCCAACAAAAAGUGGAGCAGGUGCUUUUCAGACUCACAGAUUUAGAAGCUGUAAAAUAUGCCGCUCUUUUAAAACAGAUUCUGAAAUGGCGGUUAAGCUUCAAUGGAAUCAUUCUUGGAUAUGCCACUUGAGAUGCAGACUCCCCUUGCUGUAGACUUUGGGUUGGAAGCUGAUCAUGGUCUGGCCCCGUUGUAAAUCAGUGGGACCUCCAUGCAACUCAUUUGCCCUCUGCAUCUAACCAUUUGAGCAUGAAGGCAGGGGUGGAAUGUACUGCAGAAUUUGGAGGAAACAGGCUUUGAGGCAGAGCCACCAUGAAAUAAACCUUAUUUGCAGGUUCGAACGUAUCAAAAGUAUUUUUUAUUUCUCUCAACCAUGAUUCCCUGCAUUUCCAGUAAGAGCGUAUUACUUCCUAGAAAGUGCAUUUUAGAAGAAGGGUUGUGUGAAAUGGGCAAGGCGUGCUGUAUCCAUGAGCUGCAACUCCCUUGCAUUCCUAGCUUUUUCCUGUAGCAGAACAGAUCACCUUCAACAGGGAGGUGCUUUGGGUGCAAAGAGCAGCCCAUCUCCCCUUUCCCUUUCUGUUCCUGCUACUGAAAGACCAGCCAUUGCUCCAUGAAGCUGAUUUGCUGGAAUGAGCCUAGCAUGGUCCUUAAUAUAAUCAUGUUCACCAUUACCUGAUUAUUUCCCAAACAACUAGUGAUCUGAAAUUCCGCUUCAUAUUUUAUCAGUGUAAGAGGAGGAAUUACCAGAGUUCCUUGCCCCCACCCUGCUCCUGCCAAGGGUCCCAUUCCAGACUUAACCACUUGGAGCCAGAAGUAAUCAGUCACUUUGGCUGUUCUGCAGGUUUCUGUUGUGCUGGAAGCUAUCUCCUAUGGGGAGUCUCUUGCUCAGUGUGGUUCCACCCACAUAAUUGCUACAGAAUCAGAAAACACGUGGUGGAAUCCAGUCUGUUUGUGUGUAUGUGUGUGUGUUUAUGGGAGGGGUGGAAUACUGCAGCAGUAAAGAAAUGGCAAGCUUGGGACGCCUACUGCUGCGAGGAACAUUUGCAACCAGUAGGAUUGGGAGAGAAGAACCUAGUCUGCAUUGACAAGUUUCUUUGGAUUGUUAAUUCUGUCCUAGAGGCUGUAGGGGAGGUUUUCCUAUUCCUUCAAGCAUGCCUGAGGCUAACUCUCCCUGUUUUGCUCCUGCCAUUUCAACAUUGCUAAAUCUUUUUCAGUAUGAGUCAGGAUGGAUUUAAUGACUCUCCUGUCCACCUUCUCUGGUGAGCCAUCUUUGGAAAAGCACCAACUAGUCAGUUUUAUUUAACUAUUUGUCUUAAAGUGGUUAGAAACUGGUUAAAUAGGAAGAAAACGAUAUAGCAUGUAGAGUAGCACAAUAAGGCCAUUACUGAACUCGUUACAGCUUAUGCAUUGAAGAGCAGUACUUUGCGAGGUCAGGUGCUUGAUUAACUGAGUUUUUCCAUCCAGAUGCCUAGUAUGGCUUCAGAGACAACAGGAGAAGUAUGUUUUCAGCUCCUGAGGACAGGGGAAUAGAUAAGCAGUACUAGAUUUUAAAACUUUCAUGGUUGUAACUAAAUUAACAUAAGAUUGACAGUGUAAUGCAGAAAUUCUCAAACUUAGAACCCAAGAUACACACAGGAUGAAUUAAAGAAGCCGUCCAAAUAAUUUAGAAAAGGGAAAAUACUUUUGUUCAAUGCCGGGAAAUCCUCAGUGAAAGUAAAUGAUUUAAUUGUGGACAUAAUUUCUUCUAUAAUUAAGCUCCCCCCCUUCUUUUUUAAAAGGGAAAGUUGUGCCCAUCUGACCUUAGGUCCUGGCUCUCUUGCUUAAUUUGUACCAUUGGCUUUCAGGGUUACGCACUGAGCCUUAGCUACUACAAACAGGGAAUAUAAUACAGUAACUCUUGAGAAAGGGGCUGUGUGCAGAAUUUAAGAGGAAAAGCCUGCAAGUUUUAGCUCUGUUCUGUAUACUUGUACAGUCUUAAUAUGUGCAAAAUAAGUUCUUGCAGCAUGUCUAACCUGUUAACAUCUUCUUUACUUGACUCCUGUGCCAUUGCUAUACAACCUCUUAAAGCAUGGUUUGGAUAAGAAUAAGGGUAGGAGGCAGGCAAGUCAUCUAUAAAUAUAGUCCCUUAAGAAAAAAAUUAGUUAAGCCUUUAAAUUCCAAAUGAGUGUCUGGAAUACUACAUUCCAAUGAACCAAGCCUCUGGUGUCCUGUGAAACUGUGGAUGUAAAAUUCUCCUGUCUACCAAAUUCAGAAAUGUAACCAUUUGUUAACUGUAUUUGAAGGUGUAUCCUUAAGAAGUGUUCCAAAUUAAAGGAGGUAAAAAGUA